Podarcis lilfordi (Lilford's wall lizard) is the source of this 77201-nucleotide messenger RNA. Lineage: Eukaryota; Metazoa; Chordata; Lepidosauria; Squamata; Lacertidae. The record is from the annotation of a GenBank genome assembly.
GGAGGAGGAGGGGGGCCGGCAGGCGGUCGGUCGGGCGGGAGCCUCUCACAGGAACCCUCCAAAAAAAAGAUGGCGGCGGGCUCGGAUCUGCUGGAUGAGGUUUUCCUGAACCCUGAUGUGGACGAGAAGGUGGUGAGCGACCUGGUGGGCUCCCUGGAGUCUCAGCUGGCGGCCUCGAGCCACCACCACCAGCACCACAGGGCGCAGGAGCCCCUCAGGGCCGCUGGGGGGCUGCUGGGGAACCAUGUUGUGAGCAGCAGCAGCAGUAGCAGCAGCCCGAGCCCGAGCCCUGGAGGAGUAGGAGGAGGUGGCGGCGGCGGAGGAGGAGGCGGAGGAGGAGGCGGAGGAGGCGGCAGCAGCAGUGCUCAUGUCCACACCGAGAGCCCCGGCAGCGGCACCGGCACCACCACCGGCGGCGGCGGAGGCAGCGGCAGCAGCAGCGCCGCCGCCGCCACCAGCGCCGCCAAGAUGGGACUCAGUGGCCCCGAGAUCACCAAGCCAGGUAACCUGGCGAGGCGACGGGGGGUGGGGGUGGGAAGGGGCUGCCCCCUUUCCUCAGGGGGCAGAGGGGGCUCCCCUUCUCCCCUCCCCCCUGCUGCCCCCUUCCUUCCCCCCUCCUGCCUCUUCCCCCCGAAACCGGGACUGCUGGCUCCCCUCCUUGCUCUUUUCUCUUUCCUUUUCCUCUUUCCCAUUCUCUCUCUUCCCCCCCCCCCCCAGUUGUUGUUAUGAUAGGAAUUGGAGUGUGCAAGGGGGUGGCUGGGUGGAGAGGGUCGGGGGCGAGGGAGGCCUUCCUAGAAUGCCAACCUCUCACCCUCCAACCCCCCCCUCGCUCCCCUCCCCGCAACAUACUAUUUUUGGCUGGGACUGGCCUCUCCUCCCCCCCUUCCUACUACAUCUAGAGUGGAAAUGGAUUAUUGAGGGGUUUUGUUGUGGUUGUAUAUGUGUGUAUGUAUGGCAGUUCUCCUCUUUAACACCGUCUCCACCCCCCUCCUUUUUAAUUAUGUCAUCCCUCCCCCCCCCCCACUUCAAUCUCCUGGUAGCUGGGGUAUUUGGGGUGCUCCUGAUUGAUCGGGAGGGGAGACCCUUGGCAUUUGACUUCUGCGCCUCCUCCCCUCCCCCCUACCCACUGCCUUGUCAAAGAAAUAAGAAAUUGUGUUGUUUACAGGGGAGAUUCUCCCGUCCUCUCUCUCCCUCUCCCUCUGUAUAUAUAUAUAUAUAUAAUGCUCUUCUGGAGCUGUCUGAAUUCUUCCUUGCCCUCCCCACUCUCUGUAGCUGAAGUGCAAGGAUUUUUGUGUGGAGGGGGGGGCAUUGUUAUUAAUCAUGACACCAGCUUCCCUUGAGAAGAGGAAGUGAUGGGGGGACGUCGGGGUCAGGAACCCUUUUUAAAUAUACCUCUUUGCAAAGGCCGGUCUGUUUGGCUGCUUCUCCUUCCGUUGUCGUCGGGGUUAUACCUCAACCUUUUGAGUAUCUUCUUUCUCCUUAAACAAUAUGCCAGGCUGUGUGGUUUGCUUCGAAUCUGAGGACAAGCCCCUCUUGCCCGUGAGGUUGGGAGAGAUGACAGCCCAUCUGUGAAUGUUUUCCCCUUUAUAGCAAGACAGUGGACUGUGAGGGGUAUCAUAACACUUGGUCCUGUCUUUCAUUGCAUGGCUAGAGGAGCAUUGUAAGGGAAAGAAAACAGUGCUUCUCUCCCCUUCCACCACCAUGAUUUACACUCCCCUCCCCCUCUAUAUAUUUUUCCCUCGCUUUUGUGUGACUGAAAUAUUACAGGGAUGCUGUUGCACGUAGGACUCCAGGUUAGUAAAGGGGGAUCUUGGAGGAAGAACCCUCCGGUAGCCCUGAUUUGUGUGACAUUAUCUAUCUGAUUACAGUCCUCCUACUUGUGUCUUCUAAAUACGGGGCCUGUAAAGUCAGGGAUGGUGUAACACAUAAUGCCAGACUUUGCUAGGGUCAGUGGGUUUUCUGGGUGCAAAAGAAGCAUCUUUGCUAGUAUUUGUUUUCCUUUGUAGGAGCAGCAAUCAAAGCAGCAGGGUUUAAUGUGUGUAUGUUUAAGAGGGAGGGUGAAGUCCUCUAACACUGCCUUGCAACCUCUUGCCUUCUAUCAUCUCUCUGACAGCUGCUGUUCAGUCCCACUUUUCCACGUUGUUCCAUUCAACAGGAAACAUUUAGCCACUAGGUUUUCCUAUAGCAGAUGAGGGGAUUGUAUGGAGGGGGUUGAAGCCUCUGGGCUGCCCCCUAUUUACUUUUCUCUUUUUUUCUCCCUGCAACUGCUAGAGCAGGCUUGCAGUAGAGUAUUAUCAACCACAGUGCUAUAGUGUCCAAAGAAGGAAAAAGAAACACAUAAUCAAUCCCCUUAGGAGCUGAUUUCUUAUUGUGUGUGUCAUAUAUAUAUAUGGCUUUGGUUAAUUAUUAAGUUUACCGUUUGUGGGGGGAUGGGAACAGUGAGAUGAUUUUUUUAUUUUCCACUCUGGAAAUAUUUUCACCUUUUUCAUGUCCUUCAAUAUAGAGAGUUUAAGACAAAGGAGAAGAGUCCCACUGUUUUAGCAGAGUUUGGCAGAUGUUUUCUUCUUGGCUUCUCUAGUCAAAAGACUUCUUGGCUUCUCUCUUAUUUUUGUAUGUUCUUGUCAUUUAAUCGCCUUUGUUUUAUUUGCAGGAGCUGGUGGAGUGCAAGGGAGUGUUAUCAAUCAUAACGCCAGGUCCCAGGGUUCUACUUUGGACGGGGCCACCACAACCAGCACCAGCACCACUGCACCUGUCCAAGGCGGAUCUGAAGCUGCUGUCACCCCAGGGACCCUUAGCCAGGGUAAAUCAGUGGUAAUCAGCACCAUGGCAACAGCUUUAUCUACCAGGAAUGGUAAAAUUGGGACCACGACAGUGCAGACCUUGAAUGGGAGUAACGUAGUGAUGAAUUCUCACGCUGCUUUCUCGGCCACGCCUGUAACGGCAAACCCUACCGUAAUCCCUGCUGUCACCCCUCUUGUUAACAAUGGACCUGGAAAUGUGGGGAAAGUCAGUACCGUUAACGCCGUCUUGCCAUCCGCUUCAAAUACCGUCAUCCAGACUUCUUUCCUUGGCACUGGGGUGUCCUCCGCCUCUUCGCCCUCCCCAACGGUGAUCUCCUCACAGCAGCCCCCAAGUAUUGGAGCUGGGGGACCAACUGUAGCAUUGGUGAGGCCACCCAUUCACACGGCAGGACCCUCCGUGGCUGCAGCCACCCAGAACGGGAGCAAUACUGUGAUCAAUUCGACCAUCAACGUGGGGAGUUUUCCUCCUGCGGCUGUCGCUGCAGCCACCGUGGGGUCUGGUGUUUCCCUCCAGACCACCCUCGUGAACAGCCAGCCAGGUUCUGGGGUACCGGCUGCACCCACCGCGCAGGUCAUCAAAUCGGAGUCUCCUAAAACUAUUGUGCAGACGGUAACUCAACAGCAGACUCUGGCUGCUGGUGGCCAGCCCAGUACUACAGGGGGUAAUAUGAUAAUCGGGCAAACUAUGCAAGCUGGCCUGCCCAACGUGGCCCCUAAUCCUGGUGGGGUUCCUCCUGCGCCUCCAGGCACCCCCACAGGCCUGGCUAAGGGUGCAGCCAACACAGUGGCGCAGAGCCUACCAAGGACUCCGACGGCAACUACAAGUGGAAUCAGAGCAACUUUGACUCCCACUGUUUUAGCACCUCGUCUGCCUCAGCCUCCUCAGAAUCCAACAAAUAUUCAGAACUUUCAGUUGCCACCAGGUAAGGAAAGGCUUGAAGGAGUCCCCCCUCUUUCUUUUUCUGCGCUAUUGGUGCCUAUCGCUUAAAACGAAGCAAAUGUUCCGGAUUUUACUGUAAAUGCAGGGUCGGACAGAUUGUACUGUGAAGGUCUCUUUGGACAUGGAGUUACAUGUGCUCUGUUCUGCAUAUUCCAAUUCGUUGUAAUUGGCAUUAUGCAGGUAGCUGUUCAGGAACCAGUUGAUGGACAUUUUGCAGCAUCUGUAAAUUUGGAAUUGUUCUGGGUAGAUUGCGCUGCUCUGAUUGCAUCUAGUCUGUUAGCAGCUUUUCCUUCAGGUUUUCCUCUGCCACCAUGAGGGCUAGAAACACAACUUUGCUAAAAGAAGCAAAAUCUGAGAUUCUUUGGAUUCCAGCAGAAGGUUUAUGAGUUGCACAGCUUUAAAUCAUAUUGAUGUUUUCCCCAGAGUAGUACAUUACAUCCACAUGGAGUUUGGUGAUUCAGAGGACCAGAGCAUGCUGGUAUUGAACUCUAGGAGAGAAUGCACUGCUAGGUAAAUUUUUACUUGAGCAUUAAGUGAGCAAAGCAGUAAACCUGCAGUACAGCAAUGUGCUUUACUACUGUGCUAAGCAAAGGAGAUAUGUCCUAGCAUAUUCCUACUUCUCCUCCUCUGUUUCAGCCUGCCACUGUUGUCACAGAAGCAGCAAAAAGCAAGUACAAUUUGGGAGCAGAUCUGCUUUCUUUUUUCUCUUGAUUAAAAUGACGCAAAAAUGCUGUGCUUAUGGCCCUUGAUGGUUUUUAAAACUGGCAUGUCUGGAAUAGCAUUCCAGCCUCAUUCUGUCCUCACAUCACCCUGUUGUGGGUAGUGCUGAAGCACAUGUAGUAGCUAAGAUCAUGUUUUGGUACUAAGAGGCAACGUGGGAAGGAGCUUCUCUGGUCCAAGACCUAAUACAAGGCUGGAUUAAUUUCAUUCUGCUUUUCCUUCCUUAUGAUCCCAAAGUAGUAUAUCCUAAGGCUUCAAUAGCUUCAGUUUGUGACUUUAAUUGAGAUGUUUUAAAUAAUUAGUAAAAAUGGUGUGUCUAGCUUUCUCUUCUUACUGAGUAUUACAUGGGCAACAUUCUCUUCCAGAUGUUGCCAGCCUUUCACAGUGAUGCACCUUUUCCCUGACAUUCUUUUGUGGUGUAGAAAUAUGACAGCAGUAAUCUGAACUGGCUGUUUCAGACCUUUACACCUGUCAAUUCCACCUGAAUUCCACAUGCCUAUGAGAAUUAAAGGUAAAGGUACCCCUGCCCGUACGGGCCAGUCGUGUCCGACUCUGGGGUUGCGUGCUCAUCUCGCUCUAGAGGCCGUGAGCCGGCGCCGUCCGAAGACACUUCCGGGUCACGUGGGCCUAUGAGAAUAUGCAGCUCUAAUUGACACUUAUAGUUGAAUAUUAGUAUUCCCCCCAAAAUAGUAUUUCUUAUUGCAAGGUGGUAUUGCUACUGCACAAAGCACAUCUAAUUAUUAAUUUUUCCUAUUGCUACCUAAUGAAACCAGUGCGGUGCAUGUGUUCUGUGUGCUUCAUUUCAGUGGAUCUCUGAAUAGCAAAGCCAAUAUGUUGGUUGAAACAUACUUGGCGAACUGCUUAGAUUGAUAUGUUUAUCACAUAAGAGAGACCAGCGGCCCUAUUAUAUUGCUGUACUGUACUUUUCUUCUACAGUAGCAUUUUGUAUGCAGCAGCUGAUGCUCUUGCUCAGUUCACUGAAGGCUGCCUGUUAGAUCCUCUAUAGAGGCUGGCUAGAUAUUCAGAAAACUUAGGGUAUUUGCAUUGGACAGAAAGAUACUGCAUAGUAAGCUUAAUUAUGUCCACGGUUCAAGGCAGUCUUGAACUGUGCAAGAAAGCUUUCCACACCAUGUAAUUGCUGUUCUUCAUUGCAUUCUUAAUUUGAAAGGGGGUGGGGGAGUAUUCACCCUGCCUCUCCAAAAGUUCUGUCUUCAUUUUCUUUCACAUUAUAAAUGGCUUGUAUAGAACAAGUGUGCUUAGCUGCUAAAAGAAGCAAAGUUCCAUUCUGAUAACAGAAUUGCCGGGGUACAGUAUAGAAGGUAGGGAACAUAGGAAGCUGCCUUGUACAGAGUCAGACCAUUGGUCAAUCUAGCUGAGUGUGGUCUACACUGACUGGCAGCAGCUCCAGGAUUUCAGACAGGUGACACUUGCAGCCCUACCUAGAGAUUCAGGGGAUCAAUCCUGGGCUAUUCUGUAUGUGAAGCAGACACUGUACCAUGGUGCUAUGGCCUGUCCCUGUUCCAGUCUUCCCAGUCAAUGUGUUCCAGACCAAAUGUAUCCCUAUAUUUCUGGCCCCACACAAAACCAGAUAAACCUGGGCCUUUGUAUUGAGGAUGAACAAUGCAUCAUGAAUGUAUUGAUUUUACUGCCACAAGAUGUGGAGACAGCCACUAGGUUUCAUAAGGCAUAGAUAUACACAGGUUUUAGCCACAUGGUUCUGACUCUAUAUUCAUUUUCAUUUGUUUUAUCUAGCCACUUUGAUUAGUGCCUUUCAGAGGGGAAAAGCGAGAUUUUUUUGGUACUAUAUAAAUUUAAAAAAUGGGGACAAGAAGCAGGGUGUGAUUGCUAUCUUCAUGCCCAGCUCUGGGGGUGGAAUCUAACUGACCACUGUUGGAAACAGAUUGCUAGACUAAGUGGGCCUUGGUGUGAUCCAGUUGUUGUGCUGCUAUUAUGUUCUCAUCAUGCCAAAGGCACAAACCCAUUUUUCCUAAAAAGAGGGUGGCUCAUUGAACAUCAUUUCAUUUGACGUCAUUUUCCUAGUUAGUAGGAGUUGCAAACAUAUUGCAACAAAUGCCCUCAAAACACAACAGCUUUUUCUUAACUGAAAUCUUCAAGGGCAGGCCUUUGAAUCUUUGCUGAGGACUUUGCUGCCACUCUUUUUAGUUGCCUAUUGAAAUGUGAAAAGCUGCCCCUGUGGGGCUACUAGUGUUGCAGAAAGAAAAUCUUAUCUAAAAACAACUGUUGUGUACCUUUUCCAUACAUCCGUUUUGCGAUUUUAAAAAGGCUGUCCAUUUGCAAAAAAUACACGUGCUCCAAAUCAUGACAAGCGUGGCUUGCUCUCUAGAAGAUUUGGACUUGUGGUUACAGCAAAAUCCAAAAGUGCCACGCCACGCCUGUCUUGUGGGAGGAAAAUUAUGACUUCAGUUCUAUGCACCCUUACUUGGAAGUAAUCUCUAUUGUACUCAAUGGGUUUACUGCUGUAUAAACACCCACAGGACCAGGCUGCAAAUCACUGAGAUGCAGUUCUUAUACUGUACUCAUGAUUUUUAUAGUGUAAAAAAAUACUUUGUACGCAUACCGUACAAAGAGGCAGUCAGUUUCAUUGCUUAAAUUAUUUACAAUAUUUAAUCAUCACUUUUUAAUGAAAAUGCCCAAAGUGACAUAUAACCAAAGAUUAGAAUACAACAGUAUGCAAGCACUUAAAAAGAUAGAACCAUUAAAAAGUUGCAAUAAAACACAAUUGCUGCUAAAAGUCAGAUGGAAUUAAGACACCAAAAUGUUUUUCAGCAACUGCCAGGAAGCAUAUUAACCCCCCAACCCUACUCUGCUAAGCAAGAAAGCCCUAAAGUUUGGGGGUUUGCCCAUAGCUCAGUGUCAGAGAGCAUAUGCUUUUCAUGCCCAAGGUCCCAGGUUAAAUUCUUUGCACUAACAGUUAAAAGAUCUCAGGUGGAAGGGCUUUGAGUUUAGAAACUAAUGUCAGAAAUGGGUAAUGGUGUUUUUUUCUUCUUUGGUGCUUGUGCAUAUGCAAUCAUGAAGGGGAAUACUGUUGUCCUUUAGGACCAUAAGGGCUGAUGUACUGAGAGGGGGGGUAUGUAAUGCAAGUUGCAGUAUCAAGAGCCUAUGGCAAGUUUGCUCCCAGGUAGAGGAAUCUUCAGUAUUUUAUAUAUUUAUUUGUUGCAUUAUUUGUUGCAUUUAAAUCCCACCUUUUCCUCCAAGGAGCUCAAGGUGGUGUACUCUGUCCUUAUUUAAUCGCCACAACAGCCCUGUGAGGUAGGUAAAACUGAGAGGCAAUGACUGGCCCAAGGCCAAUUAGCAAGCAGUGUUAGAAACUCCAAAAUAGCCCUUAAACUAAGGUUACGGUUGCCUAAGACGGCUCUAAAGUCUUAUUUUUCAAAUGAUGGACUGACUGUGAUUGGUUAUCUGUUAAUCAUCUAGCUAGUUCAGAUGACAACCUUGAGCUAGGUAAAGGGCUUUGAGAACUUAAAAAAAAAAGGUCACUUGAUCCAGGGACAGUCCACAUAUAUAUUGGCCUUUUCCUGCCUCUUUUUUCUUAAUAGUGAUAGCUGCUGCUCGGGCUGCACAGAAAAAGCGUUUUGGUUCCUGAAAUUCAUUCCAGUUACACAGAUGAAACAUAACAGAGAGAAUUCUGCAGGAUGUGGUAUUUGUGUGUGAAAAUACACCCGAUCCAAUGAUCCCAAGACAUGCACCUCCAGAUGGUGGAGAUGUCAGGCAUCAUCCUGGCUCGUGGGCAUCUUCACUUGGUCGCAAGUGGUUGAUAUCCAGGUGCAGAACAUGCCUGGCUAAUUUCGAACACUGCAAGUGAGGAUUUGAACCCAGGUCUCACAUGUCCUAGUCUGAUGCUCUGCUACCAUUAUAACAUACUGUCCCUGGUACAUCCUCUGACAUGGCCGUUUAGUGUGCUGAAAACAGGAUUCCUCAGCCAGGUGCUCUUUUGAUGUUUUGGACUACAAUUCCCAUCAGCCCCAGCCAGCAUGGUGAGCAGAGUUGUGGUCCAAGUCCUUGGGAGGGGUACCAGGUUGAGGAUGGCUAGCCUGAAAUCAUAAAUGGCAUAAUUACCAUAUUACCAAGCAGAGAGGCCCCCUUUAAUGAAAACAUGAAUUAUUACUAAGUUCCAUAUUGUGAAGCACCUGCUCCCAAGGAAGGCACUGAAAAUCUAGCUGGAGUGGGAUUCAGAAAAGGGGAAAAUGUAGCUGUUUUGCCUACCUGCCUACUACAAUGUGCUCGCUAAGUGUAGCAGUGCUCCUUGAUGUGGGAGAUAAUGGGCCCAGAGCUACUUGGAGCUGAGUAGAGUGCAUUGCAGGGUAGGUGGCACACUUCUUUUCCCCAAAUGGACCAGGUACUUAAACACCCUGAAGAAAUUAUGUGCUGGGAAAACAAUAAUGCUGAGAACUUUUUUCACUAGUUGUCCAGAAAAGCUGCAUUCUUAGGGUUCAUCCCCCCCCCCCCACACACCAAAGGGCACGUCAAGCUAAGGAAUACUAGCUACUAAGCAUCAAUAAAUCUAAAAUGCAAAUUGGAAGUUAUUUCUGGAGGCUAGAAAUUUUAAACUCCUGGAAUACUAUCCCCAGAGCAGAUCCAGGUAGACAGAGAUAAAUCAUACAUAUAUAGAAUAGUUUUUUUUUUUUCAAAUGGCACCUCCCCUUUUGCUUGGAAAGAUUUCCCCGCUCCCAAAAAAACACCUUUGAGUAUUUUUAUCUUUACUACAUCUUGAACUAUUGGAUAGAAUAGGCUUGUAGCUGAGAUAGUGUUUUCUUGGCGAGGUUGGGAGGUUUCAUUUUGCUUUAUAUGGUACCUAACUGGUCAUGAGAUCAGAACUGUCAGUUAGUGUGUGGUUUGUUUGAAGUCUUGCCUGGACCAGAGGAUUUAGCUGAUUGGCUCAUGCUAUUUGCAUUUUGAUUUAUCAGAGCCUGGUGUGAAGUCUUGGUUCCUGUACAUUGUGUGGUACACAAUGUGGGUUCUGGGUUAAUAUUUGGAGUGGGCGGGAUGGCUCUGUUUUGCAGAUGAAUUUUUAUCUAAUUCUGAAUCUUGUAGGGGGUUGGACUUUCAUUCUUUACUGAGUUUUUGUGAAGUGCAAAACCACAAGAUACUUGGGGUGGCACAUAAUACUAUAAAUCUCCGGAGCUUCUGCAUAAUGCCUCACUUAUGCAAGAUAUAGCCAUAAAUCUGCACAAAGCAGUGUUAAGGUUUUCUUUCUGAAAAAGCUGUCACUCACUUCUAGGGCUGUCUUUUGAGUGUCCUCUAGUCUCUUCUGAGAGUACAAUAAAUUUAGGGACUUAAGUUCAUUAUUAACAUAACAACUAACAUUACGCAUAUUCCACUGAAGAAAGCAUUUUUUGAAGUAGCAAGAAAUUCUGAAAGAUUGGACCCUGAAAUAUUUUAACAUGGGUCAGUGAAGUUAGUAGAAUGUUUAUUUGCUCAUUUUUUAUUGGGAGCACUCAUCUCUUACAGUAGUUGCUCCAUGCAAUUAUAUUUUCAUAUAAAAGUAGGUCCUAAUAAUAUCCCAUCUUUCUGUCCCCAUUUGUCGCCAUACCCUUGCCUCCUCCAAUACUUAUCAGACCUAGGCCUCAUUUAAAAGUGAUGUCCAAAGUAAUAAUGCAACCAGGGCACCAGCUGCUACGUGUGCAGAUUUGGCCUACAGGUGUUAUUCCUGUCUGGAUUGUGGAUUCCUCUUGUGCUAGCACAGUGCAUGUGUAGGUAAGGAUGUGAAGAUCAAACGCCACAUUUCUUCCACGAAGCCUUUGACUUAACCCUCUUGACCCAUAUUUAACCCCCAGUUGAAAAAAUACCUACCGGUAUGUACAUGGAAUUGAAUUUGUAGGUAUUAAUUUCUGUUUAUUUUCUCUCUGUUCUUCCCUUCCCUCUGUAGCCUUCAUCACUGUCAACACUGUAAGCUAUAUAGUUUCAAAUUUGCCUUUUCCUCCUAUUUAUUCUGUAAAACAUUGUUUGUGACUCUGUAUAUUAUUAUUAGCAGUCAUUCUCUUCCCCGCCUCCCAUAACGAAUUAACAAUCUUUAGCUCUUUUCUCCAAAAGAAUUGGGGUUAGUUUUUAAUAUCAAAUGCAGGUGUACGGAUAGAUUAAGUGCCUGGUCUCUUGGGCUGCAAGAGGUUUCAUGCUAUGGUCUAGCAGUUGUUAAUAUUUUAAUCAACUCAGUGAAGCGUUGGCUCCUAAAAAUUUCAGAGUGGCUGCUAGGUAUUGAAUAUAUGUUUUCAGCCCCGAACAAAGAAUGAUUGUGAAUAUAAUGUCUUUGGGGAGUUAGAGAAGAAAAGAUUGUUAAAAGAUUUGUCAGGUUAUGCCAAGUAGAAACCCAUUGUCUCAUUUAGAUGGCUUAAGUUGCAUGGUGGAGUUCUGAUGCACAAAAGGUAUCGUGUUAAACAAUGGUCCCAAACUGGAACAUGCAAGACAAAGUUCAGACUUUUUGUGAGAGAGGAUUCUAUGUAAACUGGACACUUUCUAUGGCUUCCCCAGCAGCACCUCUCUGUCUGUCUGUCUGUCUGUCUGUCUGUCUCUCUCCACCUAGCCAGGUCUUCCAACUGUCCUUGCCUCAGCUGAAUCACCAAACUGCUUCUACAGAUUCUUCGAUGUAAAGAGCAAUUUGUGUGUGCUUGGUAUGGCGAGGGAAACUAUGAAUAUGGGCAAGGAAGUUAUAUUUUGUUUCUAGCAAACUGUAAGCAGCAUCUCACUUGGUGAACCUUUUAGUGAUUUCUCUUACGCUCAUUGCUCCCAACUCCCCAAGUCUUGCCACUUCCCUGAGAAAUUAGAUGAUUGCUCCAGUACUGUAUGCUAUUUCUUGGACGCUGUACUUAACAUGUGCUUAUGGUUGACACUGCCCUGGUUGCUGUUCAUGCUAUUCCUGGGUCACACGGAGGCUUCUGACCACAUGGUUCUUUCUAAUGGCGUGUUAAGCAAUACACAGGUGAGAAUCUUUGUUCACACUGGACUCUGCAUGGGCGCAACCAUUAAAGAGAUGCUGAUCAUGGUGGUACCGUGCAGGAAUGCAUAAAGUGAGUCUAAGGUGCCCCUGCUGCAUUUGUCUCUUGAUAGUAGGAAGUCUACGACAGACUAGUGGAUGAAUUAAAUGAGAACUUGCUGGUUGACAGCUGCCUGCCUCUAGCUUAAAGAGGGAUCUGCAAGAAACACUUUGAGGUCAAAUUAAUAUACCCCAAGUAGGAAAUGCUAUGCAAAUAAUUUGCAUAAAAGUCCUUGUAGUUGGUUCUCUGGUAAGGUAAAGCUAAAGGGACCCCUGACCGUUAGGUCCAGUUGCGGACGACUGGGGUUGUGACACUCAUCUCGCUUUACUGGCCAAGGAAGCCAGCGUACAGCUUCCGGGUCAUGUGGCCAGCAUGACUAAGCUGCUUCUGGCGAACCAGAGCAGCGCACAGAAAUGCCGUUUACCUUCCCGCCAGAGUGGUACCUAUUUAUCUACUUGCACUUUGAUGUGCUUUCAAACUGCUAGGUUGGCAGGAGCAGGGACCGAGCAAUGGGAGCUCACCCCAUUGCGGGGAUUCGAACCGCUGACCUUCUGAUCGGCAAGCCCUAGGCUCUGUGGUUUAACCCACAGUUCCACCCGCAUCCCUUUGGUUCUCUGGUAGAUUUUACUUAAACCUCAUGGUAGUAGUAGGCCUGGUUUGUAAAAGGUGUGGAUCAAACAAGAGUGUGUGGGGGAUAGCAAUUUUCUUGACUCUAUAUUGAAGGGUUUAAUUUUACACCAUAGCUCAUUGAUUUCUAAAAUGAUGAGGCAUGGUAAUGUUUAAAGUGUAGCAUGUUGGGUUUUGAAAUUAUUCCUAUGAUGCAUGUUAUUAGAUCAAUUGUCUUGGACGGAAUGAGUGAUGAGUUGUCAAGUUGCAUAGAACUCUGCUUUUCUGAUGCGCAGGAAUAUGUUGCUGUUCAGCUUCAGAAAAAGUGUGUCUCAGACAAGCAGUAUAAAAGGUAUUAGAACUCCUUUGAGCCCUAUUUACUUUUCUGUGGGUACCAUUCAGCAGUCAUACUUAUAAUUGCCGUGUUUGGUUUGGUUAGCAAGCUGAUACUUCAAUCCCACAUUUUCCUCAAGAGAGUUCAAAGUGGCAUAGGUGAUCUUCCCCUUUAAUCUUGACAACAGCCCUGUGAGGUAGUUCAGGUUGAGAAAGUGACUGACCCUAUGCCACUCAGAGUUUGGUGGUUGGGUAGGGGUUUGGGACUCGGUACCUUCCCAGUCCGAGCCUGAUACUCUAACCACUGUGUGACACUGGCUCUCAUCUGUGAGAAAGCAGCUUUCUGAGUUUUGCCACCUUCUAUGCACACACUUGGCUUCACCAUUUGGAGUUUGUAUCCUCCACUUAAAAAAAGCAAAGCAAAGCAAAUUGAGGUAUUAAAUUGUUGUUUCUAGAGGCCUGGAGUUUGCUUAGCAAAAUAAUCUUUUUUAGUACUAGAUUCACACUCUGAAAGACAUGCAGAUACACAAAUUUACAAGCCAAUCAUUACCUCAACAAUAUGGGGACUAGCAUCCUUGUUGUGAGUUUCCCACCUGCUGGCUGUAUCCUGAGGCAAAACUCAGUUGUAAGUUUGAGACCAUUAGACAAGGAGUUUUCCUAGUUCUGAUCCACACUAGGAGUGAUCAUCAAUAGGGGCAGGGAAAAAUCAAAAGGUGCGAAAUCUGCUUCAUGAAGAUUCAUCUUGUAUCAAGUUUCCCCCCCAUUUCUAGGUUCUAAGUAACCGUUAGCUCUUCUGGAACUUAUACAGUGGUGCCCCGCAAGACGAAUGCCUCGCAAGACGAAAAACUCGCUAGACGAAAGAGUUUUCCGUUUUUUGAGUCGUUCCGCAAGACGAAUUUCCCUAUGGGCUUGCUUCGCAAGACGAAAUGUCUUGCGAGUUCUUGCGAGUUUGUUUCCUUUUUCUUAAAGCCGCUAAGCCGUUAAUAGCCGCUAAGCCGCUAAGCCGCUAAUAGCCGUGCUUCGCAAGACGAAGAGACUCGCGGGACGGAUUAAUUUCGUCUUGCGAGGCACCACUGUAUACCAGAGGCGAACAACUUUUUCAGCAUUCAGGCUUCUCAGAAUUGUGCCUUAAGAUGAUUGCAAUUUGAGUAUUUGCCAAACAUUAGACUUUGCAAAUCAUUUUUAUGAUUGGAUGUGUCAAGUUUUAGACAUAUUGCCCAUAUCAUAAGCUAUAUUUGUUUAAGUGGGGCAUAAAUGGGAGGGCAGGAGAGAACCCUACCUGAAUAAAAAAAAUAAUGAUAGUGAGGUGUGGAAGGAUUCAGAAUGGCUUUGAUGUGGCAGCUGUUAUGCGAAUUGCCUUUAAAACAUUGUUGUGGUAGAAAUUACAAGGUGUGAGAAGGGCAGCUUGUUUGUCUUGCCUGUCUGAUACUUGGUACCUAACUCAUGAUACUAAAUAGUGCAGGGACACUCUUUGGUUAAAGUGGAAGCUGGGCAUACCUCUUGCAGGCAAGAGAUUCUGCAAUUCUGCAGCACCUUGAUGAGCGUGCCUUGAAGAGUGUACAGGAAACCACCCAUGCAAUGCCCCUGACAGAUGCUCCAGAUCAUCAUCUGCCUGCAAGGAGCUACCCAGGUAGUGGAAAGACCACCAGCAUUCCUAAGAGAGUGGCCACCUUUGGAUGAUCAAAUCUCUGCUUAUAAGCGGGAACAUAAUACACCCUUCACUCCCUACCUUGCUGUGUGAGUGGUUUUGCCUUUGAAGCAGGAAACUGUGAUGAUGAAUGGUUUCUAAACAAGCCAGAUUAUAUGAAGCCAAAAGGUUUAGAGUUGCUUUUAAGAAGCCGGCUUGUUUGGAAGCCAUUAACUAUUGCUCCUUUUUCAGCUAUGAUGGGAAGCUAUGGUCGAUGGCAGCUUCCUGACAUGUUUGCUUGCUCGUGCAAAGGGAAGAGUGAGGUGGGAGCAAAGGAGCUGGGUUUUUAUUAAGAUGAGCUUUGAUUGUCAGAACGUGGUCAUUGCGUCAGGUGUGGAGGUGCCCAGGGGGGAAAGAGGUUGGUAGCUAAAAGUCAGUAUAAUACCAGGCAUGCACCUGAAAAUCCUGGUAAUUUACCCUGACCUUCGCAGGAUAUUAUUUACAUUCAUUGCUGCUCAGUGGUUUUGGUUCAGAAGGUGUCAUCCUUUCUCAGAAAGAGAUGCAGUAUUGUAUUAGCUGCAUGAGUAAAAGGGCCACUAGGUGGUAUUGUGAAGAGAAUAGGAGAGGAGUUAACUUAAUAGAAGUGGGUGUUUAAGUGAAAUAAAUUGCAUGCGGGAGCAGGAUCUUUGUGACAUUAUCAUUAAUUUCCCUAGGCCAGGGGUGCCUUCCAGAUGUGGUGGACCACGGCUCCAUCAGCGGUUGCCAGCAUGGCCAGUGGUCAGGAGUAGUGUUAGAAACUUGGAUAUAUAAGCUAAUUGCCAAAUGACACCUUUAACCUAAGUUACAGUCACCACAAGAGAACGUCUAGGUGCCUUUUUUUUUACAGUGAAAUUUAUUAUUAUUACCGUAUUUUUCGCUCUAUAACACGCACCCGACCAUAACAUGCACAUAGUUUUUAGAGGAGGAAAACAAGAAAAAAAAUAUUAUAACGAAACAGUGGAUGUAUUAUUUUUGUGGUUCAUGCUGUGGCCACAGACAUGUGAUCUGACGGUGAGUUUGGGGUAGCCCAAUGCAAAAAUCCUGAGGAUCCAUGUGGAUCCGUGCUUUGUAACCACGUUUUAGGUGGGGAGGGAAGGAAAAGCGCUCAAGGACAAGGAGCACGCAAGGGGUGGGUGGAGAAGGAUGCUGCUAAUAAUGCAGAAGAGGGGUAUAAGCGUAGAAGGCUCCUCUCCUCUCCCGCUUUGCUCCUUUAAAGCAAGCAGGCUCCCUGUCCCUCUCUCCUCCCCACUCAGUGGCUCUUCUCCUGCUUUGCUGUUUCAAAGCGAGCCACAGAGGAGGGAAGAGGAACCAUGGAUCCUCUGCUCACGACUGCAGCAGAUCCCCCCGCCAUCCGUAGGCAUUCGCUCCAUAACACGCACAGACAUUUCCCCUUACUUUCUAGGAGGAAAAAAGUGAGUGUUGUGGUGCAAAAAAUACGGUAAUUUCAUUUCUAUACUGCUUUAUAUUUUAAAGGGAAAAAAAUCUCAAAGCGGUUUACAACACAUUAAAACAUCAAAUAAAACAAUCUAGGAUAAAAAAAUUCAAGCUACAAGGAAAAUACUUCAGAUCCCUCUCCAAGUGAUAUUUUGCUUUCCCCAUAUUUAUUUACCUACUUAAUUUUUAUAGCUGGCCUCAUAGCAGAAGUACUCAAGCCAGUGUGGUAUAGUGGUUAGAUUGUCGGACUUAGGACCUGGUAGAUCAGGGUUCAAAUCCCCACUCUGUCAUGAAGCUCACAGGGUGACCUUGGAGUCAGUUGCAGCCUUUUAACCUACCUCACAGGGUUGUUGUAGGGAUUAACUGAGAUGGGGGGGGGUGAACCAUGUACUCUUUGGAGAAAAAGGUGAGAAAUAAAUGCAAUAAACAAGCUCUUCUGCUUACCUGCUUAAGAAAGCUGGAGGAGCAAGCCAGAUGGAGAUGUCAGUUGCCAACCUGGCAUUCAGAGAUCUCCAUGUGGUCGCAACAGGACCUGCACCAGUCGCUAAACACACCUGGCUAGUUUCUGACACUGGUACCACGUUGUGUACCCCUGCUGUUUAGGUUAUUUUGGCUGGGCAGGGAGAGCAAAAUAGGCUUUAUAGUAUUCUGCUGUUUAUGUAAAUAACUACAUUGGGCUCUUACAAACAUAAUGGAAGUUAUCUCUUUAGCCAUGGUUAAUAUGCUUUUUAUCGUCUGCUGUCUUCGAUACAAGUUUUUCCCACUUACAAAUACUCUCCUGAAGAUCUCGGAUAUCGGGCAGGGAUGUAAUUGAUCAGGUGGUCCUUGAGAUAUCACGGACCCAAGUUGUUAAGGGCCCUUUAAAUUAAUGCAAAGAACCUUUAAUCUGGCCUGGUGACAUGUGCAGCCAGUGCAAUAUUUUAAGCAUCAGGCGUUUGCUUUUUAACUACAGUUAACAGAGGUGGAAGUGACACUUAAGGUGAGUAGGGAGAAUUUGCCCUAGGUAGAAAGUAUGCUGUACCAAGGCCUACUCCCAGUCUCGUAACCAAAAUUAAGAGAUCAACUCUGUCAUAUAAAGGAAGUGCAUUUUAGGUUCAUUAAAAAUAUGUCUUUGGUCACCAUGUAUAUUUUCAGAGUUACUGGAAGCUUAAACUAGCUGGUGUUUGUGGCAUAUUUCCUGUUGCCCACCAUAGAGAAUCAUAGAAUUGUAGCAUUGGAAGGGACUCCAAGGGUCAUCUAUUCCAACCCCCUGCAAUGCAAGGAUUUUGCCCACCGCCAUCCCUGAGUGGGCUCGAACCGCCAACCUUCUGGCUAACAGCCACGUCAACCCAUUGCGCCACAGGAGGGCUGGAUCAGAUUUGCCUCAUCUCGUCUUGGUAAAACUAUGCUAAAGUGCCUGACUUCCCUACCUGCAGGUUAAGUAUGAAGUCUCUGUUUAUAUCAGAUUCAGGUCUGGCAAGCUUUGUUCACAACAGCAGAAUGGAAAAUUUCAGUGUUAAGUGAAAGAUUUAACUUCUAAACAACUUGAUGGCUCUAAUCUGACACUCCUGAGGGUUUUCAAAAAGGAAGGGCAUCCCCCCCCCCCCGCAAGCUUUGCUCAUAGAGACUACAGCUUAAGAUAGCACUUGAGUAUCUGCUUGAAUCCCCUUUUAAGCAGCAGUACUGUGGGCAUGUCACUUCUUAAAAUAUGUAUAUGAAUUCCUUUGUAUAUGUAUUAAGGAUAUGCUAUAUUUGUUCCCAUAAGUUUUCAAUCGAGCUGGAAAUGCCACUGAUAUAUAAUUUUUCUGCUUUGAAAUAUUUGUGAGCAAAGUUGCACCUAUGCUGUGGAUAUGCCUAAUAUGGAUAAAUAAAAGAGGGGUAAACAAAUUACCAGUCUUUUAUAUUACCAGUCCUUGGAGUUCCAGGCCGGGUGAUGGUGGUGGGCAGGUGCAGGUGUGCUUGCCUGCGAAGAAGAUUCACCUUGGACUUUAAUCCCACACACCACUUCCUGCAUGCUGCCUGGUGUGCAAAGGGCCUUCACCUAAGAGAUAGAAUCAUAGCAUUAUAGAGUUGGAAGAGACCUUGAGGAUCAUCUAGUUAGUACAAUCCCCUGCAAUGCGGCUGCGACCUUGCUGUUAUCAGCACCACACUCUACCAAGAUGAACUUACCUUUCCUGAGUCAUGAAGCACAAAGAAGGAGCACAGGAUAAAAAAAUUCAGUGCCCCCCAAUUCACCCAAUACUUUAUUUAUCCAAGGGUGGGAGAGGGGCAGCUCUUUAUCAGGGGUCAGCAAACUUUUUCAGCAGAGGGCCGGUCCACUGUCUCUCAGACCUUGUGGGGGGCUGGACUAUAUUUUUUUUGGGGGGGGGGAAAUGAACGAAUUCCUAUGCCCCAUAAAUAACCCAGAGAUGCAUUUUAAAUAAAAGGACACAUUCUACUCAUGUAAAAACAUGCUGGUUCCUGGACCGUCUGCAGGCCAGAUUUAGAAGGCGAUUGGGCCGGAUCCGGCCCCCGGGCCCUAGUUUGCCUACCCAUGCUCUUUAUUAAUUAUUGUACUUCCCUUCCUGCAGUGUGCAUAUACUGGCAGUUUAAAUAAUCUGUCUGUUUGAUGACUUGGUUACACCUGUUUGAUUACAUUCAUAGUCUAACUCAGACACAUUCAUGUACCCAUUCAUAGAGUUGUAGAGUUGGAAGGGAGGGACUAGCUAGGCACUCCUAGAUGACCCCACGUGGGGUCAUCUAGUCCAACCUCCUGCAAUUCAGGAAUCUUUUGUUCAAUGUGGGGCUCGAACCCACAACCCUGAGAUUAAGAGUCUCAUGCUUUACUGACUGAGAUAGCCUGAGUUUUUGCUUGCAAGUUCAAAACUACUAGUCUGCUGCUGGUGUCAUUCUGGAAGAUGCCUAGUUGUGUGUGGGUUACAAGUAGGGCUGUGGUGUACAAAAUUUGCCAUCUAACAAAACCUCAGCUUGUAUUUUGAGGAAUAGUGGUGGUUGAAGUCAAGUUUCUAUCUCUUACAUGGUUGCCCAUAAUACUUUCAAGUGUGAGUGGUAUGUUGUUAUUAUUACAUUUAUAUUCCCCUUUUCCUCCAUGGAGCUAAAGGUGGUGCACAUUGUUCUCUUCCUCUCUCUGGGAGGUAACUAAAAAUUGCAAGGCAGCGAUUGGCUGGAAGUCACAGCCUUAUCUCUCCAGGUAGUAUGUGUAUUGGUAAGCAGCUUUUGAGGGAUUCAGAUAAGGACUUUCCAGCCCAUAAGCAGAGAUCCCUUUUUAAGUGGAGAUGCAAGUGCUCCACAGCUCUACCACUGUUAUGGACUUUCCCCCAACUUCCCAUCUAGUCACGCGUGGACAGUAUCAAUAUCGUCCAAUACCAACUAGAGAUGUGAAUACUCAGGGGAGAAAAGAAGAAAAAUGUGAAAUACUGUAUAGAGGAAAAUCCCUCUUCUACCCAUUUUUCUCUGCACCUUCAUAACUUUAGUGUACUCGUUUAUCUGAUUAUGGACUCUUAUCUGGCCAAAACUGCACCAUCCACACACAAUAGUGAGGUAUCUGCUUGCUGAACAGGAACACUUCAUACUGCAAUGUUUGGUUACAGCUCUCACGUGCCCUAUUUUAAAUACCAAGAUUGAAAAACGACAACACGUUUCCCUGAUUGUGAGGAGUGUCUAUUAUUAUUAUUAUUAUUAUUAUUAUUAUUAUUAUUAUUAUUUGUAUUAGUAUUAUUGUACCACCCUUCAGCUGAACAUCACAUUAUAUUUUACAAUAUAAAAACACAAAAGUACGCAACACAAUAACAAACAAAAACAAUUACCCCCACCACCACCACCCAGUUUGAGAGGCCAUAAAUUGUUUUAUUUAGCCAAAGGCCUGGGGGAAGAGGAAUGUUUUUUCCUGGCACGUAAAUAUGUCUUAAGUACCUACAAGUAGAAAUCCUCCGUUCUGACAUGUCCCCCAGUUCAUUCUGCCUUUUUCCUUUUGCGUCUUACAUUCUUUCCCACCAUGUUAUUAGUGUCCCAGAUCUAUGCAGCUGCGAGAGGGCUUUUUUAGUUCCACCUGUGCUGCUGUGUCAAGGAAACAGUAGUGCAACGAGAUAGCGGUCCCUCCACCAACCGGAAAAGGCGAUUGGAGGACGAGAGAGAAGCUGUGCAACUGCUACUGUAGUUUUCCCAGACAGUAGAAUGAACAGCUCUGUGCCUUGACUUUAAGGGCUGAAAAGAAGCUUUACAUAGCAAAGGGACCAUGGAGGUGAGGGAAAGGAAGGGUAUAGGGGGAGAAAGAAGCAGCUCUCUGGGACUCUGGCAGUUCAACCUCAGGCCUCUUCCAAGGAAUUACUUGUGCCACUUUGUAGACAGGACAGUGGAAAGUUUUAGACAUAUGCUAAACUUAUCUUUAAAAACCCCCUCUCUUCUCUGCAUAGCUGUCGUUUGUCCUCAAUGUAUAGUCAAGGUCUCUCUUGCCCCAUUUUCACUCAAGAUAUCAGAACACACUUGCUGUUCUCCAAGAAAUGUGGCUUUUGUAAAGCCAUAUAGCGAGUGCCCUUGACGCGCUUAGCUAUUGACCUGAAUGCGCUGUAAGGAAUUUGUUUAUCUCUCUAGAUGUAAAUGGUAUGCAAAAUAUUAAUAGAACACUGAAUAUUGAAAUGGCAUUGCACUCCUAAUAUUCACCUACCAAAGUUUAUUCUUCUUUAGACUCCACAUCUGCUCAGUGCUACUUGUGUCUCUGUCAAGUGUAAUUGCUUUGAAAAUAGCUUGCCCCACAUUUUAAAGGCUUGACAGCUAUGAAAGCAGCUCAUUGUCAUACAGUUCACCAGAAAGGUGUACUCCAGACAUUAAUCCUUCAUUACAACAACCAUAGCCUAGAUUGUGUUAAUUUAACUUAAAACCAACAACAUUAUAGUGGCAGCAAAAUAAAAAUAAAACCACACAGUAUAGUGGACAGAAUGUAUGACUUGGAUACCAGAACUGGGAGACUUGGGUUCAAAUCCCUGCUCAACCAUGAUGUUUGGUGGGUGAUUUGGGGACAAUCACUCUCUUCUGACCUCCUUCACAGCGCUGUUGUGAAGAUGAUGGGAUGAUAUUUGUGUAAGGUAACAUGAGCUUCUUGAAAGAAAGAAUACAAAUAUGAAAUGUAUAUUGCAAUUGACAAUGUGAAUUUGGGAGCCAUAAGGCGACUUCUCUUUGGUACAACCAAUGGUCUUAAUCCAGCAGGUUUGUACCUGGCUGCACCUGCAUGUGUUGGGCAAGACCUUUCAAUUUGGUUUCUGUACACCAAAACCGCCCACCCACCACCUUCCCCAAGUUUUUGGAAGUUUCUUUUAAAACUUGAGGGGGCAGAAACAAUUGCUGCUCAUGCUGCUCAGAAAGGAAGGCUGCUGUUUAGAAACAAUUAAAAAAAGCUCCCCAUGCAACACACCUGUAAGUCUUUCUGCAGAUUUUUUUAGUUGAGGCCAGGAAAUUGAGGAGAUUUCUUCCUAGUCCAAACAGGAAUGAUCCUCGUAUGGAUCCUGCAUUAUGCACAGAAGGUUGCUGCUGGAGCUGGAGAGAGAGGGCUGUUGUAUUCAGCAGAAAGCAUGUACUGCAGGGUGGGUUCUGAUCCAGGCAUCACUCUGUGAUGGGGGGUGAAAUCGGAUGUAGAUAUUUCUGUACAUCUCUGGAUUAGGGGUUGUUACCGAAGCACAGUUGUUGUCCAGCCACAGCUGUUGUCUGGUGCCAUCAGCUGUUGCACUGUGAACACACGCAGGGUAAAAGUGAAACAACUGUGGUCAGCUAAUCCAGAAUAUUGUGCUGGCCUGUGUUGCAGCAGGAGCAGCAGCCACCAUUGCAAGACACGUGCAGUUGUGUUAUGCAGAACUGUCAUGUAUAGGUCUGAACUGACUGAACAGAGGCAUGUUUCAGCAUCCGAGAAGCACUUCUGCCAGCAUAGCCCUGAUUCACAGUUGUGCAACUAUACGCAUUGUCAGAUCUGGCUCCUUUGCUUUCAAGGGCAGGAUGAAGUAAAGGCCUGAUUUGUAUUUUGGCAAGAGCAGAUCUCCUAGUUGUUCAGAUGAAUGAGGAAGUUUGACCCAGAAGCUUUUAUAGAGGUCAGUCGUAUUGGUGCAAAGAGAUUUCCUUGGUUGGUGUGGCUGGUCUCUGUAGGGCUAGACAGAAUCUUUGCUUGACAGCCCUCACGUCUUCCAAGAGUUGCUGUGGUCUUGAGUCCUGACAGCACCUAAUAUUUUGCAUCAGUCCUUCACAAUAUUUUUACAAGUAAAUUUAAAGGACCCCUGGACAGUUAAGUCCUGUCAAAAGCGACUAUGGGGUUGUGGCGCUCAUCUCGCUUUCAGGCUGAGGGAGCCGGUGUUUGUCCACAAUAGCUUUCUGGGUCAUGUGGCCAGCAUGACUAAACCGCUUCUGGUGCAAUGGAACACCGUGAUGGAAACCAAAGCACAUGGAAAUACCGUUUACCUUCCUGCCGCAGUGGUACUUAUUUAUCUACUUGUACUGGCGUGCCUUUGAACUGCUAGGUUGGCAGGAGCUAGAACAGAGCCACGGGAGCUCACCCCAUCAUGGGGAUUCGAACUGCCGACCUUCCGAUUGGCAAGCCCAAGAGCAGGGGUCAGCAACCUUUUUCAGCCGUGGGCCAGUCCACCGUCCCUCAGACCAUGUGGUGGGCCGGACUAUAUUUUGAAAAAAAUAAAUGAACGAAUUCCUAUGCCCCACAAAUAACCCAGAGAUGCAUUUUAAAUAAAAGGACACAUUCUACUAAUGUAAAAAGACGCUGAUUCCCGGAACGUCCGCGGGCCAGAUUGAGAAGGCGAUUGGGCUGCAUCCGGCCCAUGGGCCUUAGGUUUCCUACCCCUGCCCAAGAGGCUCAGUGGUUUAGACCACAGCGCCACACACGUCCCUCUCUUUACUUUUACCUUUGCCUAUUUUAUUUAUUCCUUUAUCUUUACCUGUUUUUACAAAUAGCAGACAUUGUAGUAGGUAGGGUGGAUUUUGCUGGCCACAGGAUGUCACUGCAGCUACACCAACCUGAUGCUCCCUGUGUGUGCUCUCGCUCCAAUGUAGUUGGGAUACUGGAUCUGUUUAAAUCAGUGCUUUGUUUAUAUUUGCAUUUCCCUGUAUGGUCAGAACAGUGUUUUCCCCCUUUUAUGAAUAGAAGAAAAUAUCUUUUAUUUUGGGCUUUAUAGUAAAAUAAACUUAAAGCUCUUUUACAAGAGGUACGCUACUUUGUGGCAUUUUCCUUGGCCUUAGUAAAAGUAUUACCAUCCUGUGGCUUUGGGAUUAUUUCUGCAGGGGAAGGAGUUUCUGUGUUUUUCUGUCUGAGUCAACUGAAACUAGAAAGCUGCAUGAUGUAAAUAUUAUUUAAGCUAGUUGAGGUCUGAUGUAGAAAUGUAGCUACAGUAAAGUCUGCAAUCCUGUACCCACUUACUUACUUGGAUGUUACUGUUGAGUUGACGUUUAUCAGAUUGUCCUAUGAGAGACUUGCUAUGGUUUCACCUGUGAGAAGUAGUGUCUGCAGUAAUUCAGAUUAAUUACAUCUUAAACCAAGCACCCAUUUUUUCCAUGGAGGUUAGGCACUGGGUUCAAAAAGUCGAGAGGUAUAGGGACAGCUUGUUUUAUGUAACAAGAUAUAAACUGGUAUUAUGCACUGGCCAUGCUGAAACAAUGUGGAAAAAGCAUACUGUGUUAGAGACUGAAUUUGUGGAUGUUCAUAAUUACAAACUGGGAACUUGGAAUAGUCAUGUAUCCAGAAAGGUCCAUAGUUUGGUGAUUGGAGCAUGUGGUUAGAAUGCAGAAGGUCCCGGGAUCAUUUGCAUGCUUAAACGAUCUUUGAUAGCAAGACUGGGGAAGGAAUUACUACUGGAUGGAGGAAGAUGAACCAGUGUGCCAACUUGAUAUAAGAGUUUGUCUGCUCAUAUAAGCAUAUUUAGUCUUGCCCUAGGCAGACCUGCCAGGGAUUCCAUAACUUCUUGUUGGGCAACAACUUGUGUGAGGAUGGAAGCUGCAUUUACACAAAAAGAGGAAAGGAGGGCACUGUUUACAUAUUCUUUUCACUUGGUGGUACUUUUUCUCUUGAAAGAGGGUCAUGCUCAUUGACAUCAACUGAAGGUACCUAGGGGGCCUCCUUUACUCUUGUCUUCCAGUGAGCGAGCAGGGUCUCUGUACUGGAAAUGGGUGCUUUUGGAAUAGACACUCUCAUGUGACAUUUACACGGACUAACAGUUCACAUAGAAAUAUCCUGUUCCCACAUACUCCUCUUUCAAGUGAGGCCAGGACAGGAGUUAAAACACACUAAAAGAUUUUGUGACUAGGGCUUGAGUGUUAUUUUAGCUGUAGAAGCUGUUUUCACAGCUGUGGAAGCCUUAAGUAGUGCUAAUAAAGGCAAGACUCUAUGAGAGAUGCAUACCGUUGUCAGGAAUUGACCCAGGCACCUGUAGUUUUUAAUAGGAUUUAAUAAGAGUAUUAUGUACUGUAGGCCUCCCCCACCGCACUAUCUGCACUCCCUCUAAGGUUGGUGAAUUUUUGGUCUACAAUAUAGAGAAGUGCCAACCUUAGUGAAGGCUCUAGUCUAGUGCGUGAGAUUUGGGAGCAGAAGAAUGUCGCUGGAAAAAUGAAAAGUUCAUCCACUUUAUAGAGAAUACAUUUUCUGUUGUCAUGUUACAAUUAUAAUAGAAGUCUGAAAGUCUAAAUACGUUUAUGUUCAAAGAGAGUGUAGUGGGUUGUGUUUUUUGUGUUUUUUUUACCAUUUUCUAUUGUAAAGUUGGCCUUGAACAAUUAUUUUGAUGGCGAUGAUUUACCCACUUUAAUUUUGAGGAGCAUGCAAGUGCUUCUGGUCAGAACUGCUGCUUAGCAGUCAUGCAGACUGGCGGCUUUGUUUUCUGCUAGUUUUUCAUCCAGUAAAAGGCAUUAUUUUCAUGACCUAGCAUGGCUGUCCUAUGCACAAGAAACAAGGUUCCUUCUUUCAAAAGUGUGUAUUGGACUUUGGAAUGCCAUCCCUGCCCUCUUCUAGUUGCUGACCAGGAACCUAGAUCUUUUUGUGGACUGUUUGAUCCAAUAAAAGCAAUUUGCAUUCACUUUUCAUAGAUGACUUAAGGGUCUUUGCUAAAGUUAGCAUGGUUUUUUUGUACAAUUGCAUCCCCACUCCCCAAAACCUUACAACAGAAAAAUGUCACUGCAGACCUAAAAGGAGAAGGAUGAUAUGAAACAGAAACUAAAUGACUGUGCAGUGAAAUGUAAUGUAAUGUGCAAUAUUUCCAACCUCUUUAAAAGUAUGCAGUAAAUAUUAUGAAAGAGAGCUUCAUUUUCAGAUUAAAAACAAGAGAGGAAGAAGAGAGGGCCUUCAUAGAAGCAUAUGGAGCCAAGUGGAAGCAGUUAAAAAAUUUAGAGGCCGAAGGAAGCCUAAAGUGAAUAGGUAUUAUUCACAAAUUGAACACAUUACUGGUAUAUUUAAUUGCUUUUUUUAAAAAAAAACUGUAUUGCAACUCGAGGAAGUAGAGUCUUGAUUUUGGCACACACUUGCUACUUAGACUUACAUUGUCAAAAAAUGUAAGCUGAAAACCUGUCCAAAGCUAUGUGCUCUGCAGGUUCAUUUUGAAACUUAAAGAAUUACACGUGCAUAACCGUGCCUAGGAUUUUAGCCAUGGCUACCAUUCAGAGUAAUUGUUGGGCACCAGGAAAAUUCUGCACUAGGAUAUUCACACUAAAUAGGCCAUAAGCAGCUAACUCAUUCCACAGCCUGUGACUAUCCUGCAACCUGUCAAAUUGUUGAACAGUCUUUUCCUGAGUAAUUACAUACAUUUAUUUGAUGGACCACCAUAUACUUUAUGUAUCCAGUAGUUCACUGCUGUCUGCAGGACAGCUCCUCCUUCCGUUCACAAGGAUACCAGAAGUCUGCUCCACAGUCUGCUCCUCAAAGCAGGACUUUCAGUGUGGCUGCCCAUGUUCUGUGGAACAGGAUUCAUGUCUAGAUACAACAAAUGCCCACCAGCCAGGAACAAUAGAAUACAUUUUUGUUCAGGCAAGCUUUCCGUGUAGAAUUUGCCAUGGUUGUCCGAUUUAUAUUGCUUUGUAGUUAAUUUUCUGGGUUUAUUCCCCCCGCUUUAAACUGUUUUUAGCUGUUUCUAUGUGGCAGGCAGUGUUAGAAACUCAGAUACAGUGGUACCUUGGGUUAAGUACUUAAUUCGUUCCGGAGGUCCGUACUUAACCUGAAAUUGUUCUUAACCUGAAGCACCACAUUAGCUAAUGAGGCCUCCUGCUUCCACCGCACCGCCGGAGCACGAUUUCUGUUCUCAUCCUAAAGCAAAGUUCUUAACCUGAAGCACUAUUUCUGGGUUAGCGGAGUCUGUAACCUGAAGCGUAUGUAACCUGAAGCGUAUGUAACCCGAGGUACCACUGUAUAAGUUAGGCGCCAAAUGGCUCCUUAAACCAAGGUUGCAGUCGCCAAAACGGAAUGCCUACUUGCCAUUUUUGACUAAGACGUCUUUAGGACUAAUUUUCAAAUAAUGAUCGGGGUGGAUUAUCUGUUAAGCAUCUGGCUAGUUCAGAGGACAACUUUGAGCUGGGUUAAGAGAUCUGAGAACUUAAAGAAGAAAAGUCACUUGAUCCAGGAGCAGUCCACAUAUAUAUUGGCUUCUUCCGACCUCUUUUUCUUAAUGGCGACUGCUCCUUCUCAGGCUGCACAGAAAAAUAAGAUAAAAUGUGUGAGAAAAGAACCAUCCACUCUUCCCUCCUUUCCUUGGAGAAAUGGUAGGAUAGAAAGUUUGUAAGUAUAUACAUAAAUAAUAAAAUAUGUGCACUGAAGCUCCCUCCUCAAGACUGCUAGGUAUAUUGUUGUGGAGCUGAAGAAUGCUGUGAAUGCCAGCUGCCUUGAAAAUAUACCUCUAAUGGAGAAAUAGAAAAUGAUUAGGCUUGGGAUAAAUUGCUAAAAUGUACAAGGCUUAAAAUUGGUGGCAGGGAGAUUGCUCCUUUUAUAAAAGUGUCCCCCCCCCCCUUUCUCUUUAAGUACAUUUGGUUAUCCAGUAUAGAAAAUCAUGGUAUGCUUAUAUACUUAUGUUUAGAUCUCUACCCUCCCAACAUUCUUCUAAUCUUCAUCUCCAUGUGUAUUGCAACCCACAGAAAUUCAGAAUCUUAACAUAUUCAUUAUUCAAUCUUACUGUUACUGAGACAUGGUCAGAAUCUUUCUGUUAUUUGGGACCAGUAUAUGAGCAUCAAACCACCAUGAAAGCUAAUAUUUUAAUGGCCAGCCUGCUCAAAUGAAAAUCACAUCCAUAGGGAAGUGGGACAGGAGAAGGAGUUACAUUUUUAUUGAUAAUGACAGUCCUUGCCUUUUUUUUUCUGGCUUGAAACUUGGUAUAAAUAAUUACGUUGGCCAGGAUCCAAAGAAUUGCACAACUAGUUCUGUGCGCUCAGUGGGGGCUUGGACUUGAAUUUCUUGAAUGGCUGCCUCCCCCGCUACCUCCCAUGCCACAGAACGGGCCACAUUUGGAAUCGAGGGGACUUUCCAAAGCCCCAUGUGACCUGGAAUUGAGGACUGCAGAUCCUAGAAAAAGACAGUAUUACUUGGCAAAUCAAAGCCUAUAGGGAGUUCUCCCCUUGCUCAGCUUUUGGCUUCUCGGGCCAUCGUUGUUACAACGGGGUAGUAUAGGUCCCUUCCUCCAGAUUGAAAGAAGUCUUCAGGUAUCUUGUAGUUGAAUAUAAAAGUGCCAUCUUGCCUGCAUUAUUCAGAGAGUUUGUUCUCCUUGAUGUGACUGCAGCUUGCCUUCAGGUAAGAGGCCUCUCUGGAUAUGGCAUGGUAGAAUAGGGAUUGUGGGCCAACAGACUUGCCACCCUUACCUAAGGUAAGAGCCUGGGAGAGGGAAAGUUUGUUUUGGUGGUGGUCCUCCGAGCAAGAGACAGGGAGAAGUGUUAUAGUGACACUACAGUCUUCUGUUCGACAAUGUGGGAUGUGCUUAGUAAAGGUAAAGGGACCCCUGACCAUUAGGUCCAGUCAUGGCCAACUGGGGUUGCGGCGCUCAUCUCGCUUUAUUGGCCGAGGGAGCCGGCGUACAGCUUCCGGGUCAUGUGGCCAGCAUGACUAAGCCGCUUCUGGCGAACCAGAGCAGCACACGGAAACGUUGUUUACCUUCCCGCCAGAGUGGUACCUAUUUAUCUACUUGCACUUUGACGUGCUUUCGAACUGCUAGGUUGGCAGGAGCAGGGACCAAGCAACGGGAGCUCACCCCGUUGCGGUGAUUCAAAUCACCGACCUUCUGAUCAGCAAGUCCUAGGCUCUGCUUACUUUUGGCUUAUUAUCUGUGGCCCUAAUCUCCCAGCUGUAUAUUGUGAUAUUGAGCGAUGGUGCUAGGUUGGGUGAGUAGCAGAGAGUUACGAAGAUAUGGUGUGCCAGUUUCACUGGCGUUGCGCAGAUUCUAGGUGUUUUCUACUGCCAAUUGGAUUCAGUCAAAUGUUAUGGUGAAACAGAGCUGAGUGCUGCCCAUGUUCUAAUGGCACCUUGCCCCAAAUAAAUAGCAUUGAGGGUAAAAUAGUGCCUCCAGCGGGCCGUAGCAUAAUUGUCAGGAGGCCAAAAAGCACUUUCCCAAUGCCACUCUCUGGGCUUCGUCCUGUUGGUGGGAACAGCACAGAACCCCAAACCUCAUUUCAUGGUGCCAGUCUAGGAUGAUGAUGAUGAUAAUAAAUAAAAAAAAUAAAAUAAAAAUAAAAUAAAAAAAAUUCAUUUAUAUCCCGCCCUCCCCAGCCGAAGCUGGGCUCAGAGUGGCUAACAACCGCAUACCAUUCACAGCAUUGGGUGGAGAUAUAAGAAUUUGGCUUUUAGAGAAUUUUUUUUUUUUUUAAAUGGAGAAUACAGAUUGAGCUAAUUUUGUUUGUGCUUUUGCCUAAAUAUUUCUUUUUGGUCUCUCCCCACCCUCAUAGCAACAGCAAAUAUGAGGGAGUUUUGUUUGCCACAUAGAUAUCCAGCCUUUCUUUUGAGGAGCUCAGAGUAGUGCACAUGGUUAUCCCAGUUUAUCCCCACAGCAACCCUGAGGUUGGACUGAGAGAAAGUGAUUGGCCUAAGGUCACCCAGAUUGCCCCAUGUCUGAAAAGGCAUUUAAAACGGCUUCUCCCUGGUCCAGGAUGAUAGGCAUUUGUCUACUUACUAAGGAGGAAGACUGUCCCUGUAGGUGGCCAACACUGAGGAAAUUUUACAGUGCAAUGAGGCAUUUUCAGCUUACCAGAAGCAUUUGAUAAGUGCAAACCAUUGUUCCAACAUUUGAGAGAAGCUGAAGAAGAAGAAGAAAAGAAAAAGGAAGAACAAAAGGAAGUUAUGCCACAGAGAAGUCAUCAGACAUUGCAGACUCAAACUUAAGAGGACUGAGGAGCCAUCCAAUAUUUUGGAAAGGGGGUGGGUUCUUCCCCCUUCCCCCUUCCCCCUUUACCACUUCCUCCUGUAAUUCUGAUCUGGCUUGAGCUAAAUAUACGAACACUCUUGCAUUGUCUUAAACGGCUUUUUAUUAUUGUAUUGUACUUAUGUGCCACAAAUGGUUUAUGGUGAUAUGUAUGGGCGUUCGAGCUAGUAGAAAUUGCUGAUGGCUAGUCAUUUUUGUGAACUUGUAAUGGGUUGCAGAAACAGGAAUGAGUGGGGAGUGGGUGUAAUAAUUUAUAGUUGCAGUACAUUGGUGUUGUUGUCCAGCUUGGCAGGCCCAUCAUGGCAAACUAAGAUGCUGCGUGGACUGUUCUGGCAUGUUUGAUCACAGUGGGAAUAUGCUCAGAGACUUCAGUGUACUGCUGAUGGACUUACAGUGUCGAAAAGGCAAGUCUUCUUUUUCCAAGUCUAGCUUUGAAUCUGAUUGGCAGUGGAAAUCGCUGAGCCAGGAGGGUAUAACUUGGACUCUUUAUUCACGAAUCAGAUUCCAUAAUAAUGCACACUACACACUGGACACCUCAUCUGGGUCUGUCAUAACCACGCUAUCCCGAUUGCCACAAAGACAAGUGACUUUGUCCUCAGAGUGCCUUGCAGGCUUCUGAGAGAGAGGUCCAACAUUACUCUUGGCUGGGGUGGAUGUUAGAAAAAUCCUGUACCAUUCAGAAAAACUGCUUGGUGGCUAUUUGGGGAUGGAAUGGAGGCAAAAAACUACAAUUUCUUGUCAUCUUUCUUAUGAGUUUGAUUCAGUCUGUGUUCCAGAUGUCCUCUGGCUUGUUUCAUUAUCCACAGCUCUCCAGAAAACCAAAGAGCAAUACUGUGUUAGAGAGGGCACUCAGGAGCAAACAUGUUCACAGCACAAUAUAUCUUUCCAAUCUCUUGAUUCCAAAAUUAUAUUUUGCUGUCAUUUUUGGUUUCAGGCUUUCUGUUCUCCCAGGCAUUUUAAAACUAGCAAUGUUCAAAAUUUUUAGUUCUUUUAAGCUGCCGUGAAUUCUUAUUGGUUGGUGUUUUAGUCCUGUACUGCAGUUUUGUCAUUUAUUUAUUUAUCUAAUUAAUCUGUAUGAUGCCCGGCAUCCAAAGAUCUCAGGGCGGUUCACAGCAUGUUUGUUAAUUGUCAUAUUUGUAUUUUGGGAGCACAGCCGUGGGAUAUGAUUUUUAGAAACAAUACUAAUAAAUAAUAACAUUUUGGCGAGGUGAUAAAGCUUCUGGCUUGAAAGGCUAUGCAAGAUAAAGGGAGGCAGUCUUGUUUUGUGUUAGUAAAUGUGCUUGUUGCAAGGGGGGGGGGGACUGUCAGAGGGUCAGAAAUAGUACCUGGCCUCCUUUUCCUCAGCAUUCGUUUUAUGUAGUUUUUCUUCACUUACAGGAAGUGGCAGGUGUGUGAGUGCCUUUCCAGGUGGCAUGGCAUAUUCUGUAUUUCAGCUGUGCAUCUAAAAAUGUAACAAGGGAAGGUUGCAAGUGCCUGUUUACCAGUGUGUAUAUCAUGAAGCUGAAUAACCAGGGAACAAUUUGUUUUAGAAAGUUGGGUUAACAAGUGGUAACUUCCAUGGCCUCAUCAUUUAUUUCAUGUAUUGCACAUAUUUUUCACUUUAGAGCAGGGGUUGUCAACCUGGUCCAUUAGUGGUGGGCGGUAGGGGAUUCUAUGGCACAAGCUGAAUCCUCCUUCCAUCGAGCACUGGUGGGCGGUAAGGAAACUUUACCAUCAAGAAAAAUGCAUUAGUGGGCUGUAGGUAUAAAACCUACACACGGGUGUAGGACUUGCCGAUCAGAAGGUCGGCUGUUCGAAUCCCCGCGACAGGGUGAGCUCCCGUUGCUCGGUCCCUGCUCCUGCCAACCUAGCAGUUUGAAAGCACGUCAAAGUGCAAGUAGAUAAAUAGGUACUGCUCCGGCGGGAAGGUAAACGGCAUUUCCGUGCGCUGCUCUGGUUUGCCAGAAGUGGCUUAGUCAUGCUGGCCACAUGACCCGGAAGCUGUCUGCGGACAAACGCCGGCUCCCUUGGCCUAUAGAGUGAGAUGAGCACACAACCCCAGAGUCGGUCACGACUGGACCUAAUGGUCAGGGGUAACUUUACCUUUACCUUUUAAGUAUAAAAAGGUUGACUACCCCUGCUUUAGAGUGUUCAAAGUGCUUCACAUAUGAAGUAUUGGUACAUAAGUAUUGACAAGUUGUUCAGUAUCCAAUCUGCUGGUUUUUCAAUGCUCGCUUUCCUCCCCGUUAGCAGAGACCAGCUAGGCAUAGUAUGCAAAACUCUAUGGCAACACUAUCUGAGGUUUGUAGGUUCUCCAGUGUGGUCCAUAGCAACAGUCGCCACACCACACACAAAUUGCUGAGCCAUCUUCAGCCUGACAAAGCAGUGCCCCAAGCGAAGCAAAGGGGCUGGCUUACCCGUGACUGCUGUUGUGAGUCACAGCAUCAGCCCCUCUCCAUUCCAUUUAAAUUAGCAGCUCAGUGCCCCCAGCUCCCAGCCCCUCUAGACGGUCCAGAAGGAUGUUAUGGCCGAUGAUGUCAAAUGCCUCUGAGAUAUCCAGCAGAACUAGGAAACAGCUCUCACCUUUGUCCCUAGCCUGCCGGAGAUCAUUGACCAGCGCGACCAAGGCAGUUUCAGUCCCAUGAAGAGGCCUGAAUCCUGACUGGAAGGGAUCCAAAUGGUCCGCUUCUUCCAGGCGUGCCUGGAGUUGUUCAGCAACCACUCGCUCAAUCACCUUGCCCAAGAAUGGAAGAUUUGAGAACAGGCAAUAGUUGGCCAUAUUGGCCGCGUCUAAAGAUGGUUUUUUAAGAAGCAGUUUGAUAAUUCAUUUUCCCAGACUGUGUACUGCAUUGCGGUGCUUCUGAUAGCCACAGAAGCAUAUUUUUCUUCCUUCUGCUCUUCCCCUAAUAAAAAGUAUUAAUCAGUAUUGCAAUUGUUGCUUGUUCCAUUUCAGCAUUUAUCCUCUGGUUUGCCAGUCAUUCUUCUCAGAAGUUCCUGAGAAAUGGCCGUAUUUAUAAGAAACUUAUUUUAAAAAAAAGAGAGAGAGAGAGAAAUGGCCGUUGUGGAGGCUGCUAGGUAUCAAAUGGGCUGAGCUAAAGCUGCUUUUAUUUAUUUAUUUAUUUAUUUAUUUCUCUGCAGAACUACCCUGCUUCGUGUUUACUUUCCGUUCUUCUAAAAUAAAUCUUUGUUUUGUCACUUGGCUUGAGUUGCAUGGCUCAUCGACGAUGCUGAUGUUGUAUAACUGUGGGUGAUCUUACGUACAAAAGUUGUCGCAAGCCAUAGAGAUGGAAGUGGCUGUAGACUGCCAAAUAUUUCGGAAAUGAAUGUAUAUCCCCACACCCCUGAAAAAUAAUCGGCUUACUUGGGAUAAAUAAGGGGGAAAUACGAAGGAAAACACCAUGAAUGUUGGGUACAGAACUGGUAACCAUCAGUUCACAAGUAUGUUUCUCAGAGUCUUAAGAGAGACCUACCUCGCUGUUGUUGGUUCUUAGCAAGUCAUAGUAUCAUAGGACUGUAAAGUUGGAAAGGGACCCUGAGACUCUUCUAGUCUGCAAUGCAGGAAUCUCAACUAAAGCAUCAAUGACAGAGGGACACCAAACGUUUGCUUCAAAACCUCCAAGGCAGGAAAGUUCACAGCUUUCCGAGGGAGUCCGUUCCAAUGUUAAACAUGGAAAAAGAUGUAUCUCUUAGAGGCCUUUCUGAUGAUGAUCCUUUAGCCUAGCGCUGACCUUGUAUGUGUAGAUAUGAGAACCAAUUUUGUCGUCUUGGUAAUGAACGGUGGGCCAUACAUUGCAAAUAAAAUGAAAAUAAGUAGCCAGUUAUGGCUGAGUAAAACACUUGUUUUCACAACUUUGUUUCUUUUUAAGAUGUUGUUCUUGUAACAUAUUUUGGGGGAAAUGAUGAAUGGAGGUGUUUGAGAUAUUGCCGCAAGUGGCCUAUAGGAAGUACUGUAAAAUAUGAGAAUUGUUGUGACAGAAUUCAAACGUCUAUAAUUAAAAUGAAGGACCAUUCCUGACCAAUUUGGGUAAUUCUUUUUUAACGGUGAGGCUAUAAAUUGGCAUUAAUUCAGACUAAAGAACUAGGCUUUUAAAGUCUCCACUGUGUCUGCUUCAUUCUAAUGGAAAGAAUCAAUUUGAUAACUAAUUAAAAACGUUUUCUCUCUCUUAUGCUUGCUUUAAAAUGGAGCUGGGGAAGAAAACUACUUUAGUGCUCACAUCUUAAAUUCAACAAAUUUGUGACACGCAUGGACAGUACCUGAGAUUUGGUUAAAUGUGUUGCAUUUUAAGCAAUUACUGAAUAGAACAAGCACUAAGUAUGUCUCCGGGAAGUUUUUUAUUCAGAGCUAAUAGGAACAAAAAGGGAUUUUUUUAUUUCUUAGGGGGUGGUAUAUCUGGAAAUUAUUUUUGAGAACGGGGUGAACAGAGAAAACAUUUGGGAAUGGCAGCCUUAACGUUUUGAUCUUACAACUGCGUACUUUGAAGUCAGUUCUAUUUGAUUCCAGUGGCACUUGCUCCAAAGAAAGGUGUAGCCUAAUAUGCCUCAAACUGGAUUCAUAAAUUUUAUGACCCAGUCCUAAAUAUGUAAACUGAGACUUAUGUCUGAGGUUCAUGUGCACAGGACUCUGGCCCUAGAACUUCAACCACACACUACAUUUUAGUCAUAGAACAGAAAAAGUGUAUGGCAAAAGAUGUAGAGAGUCAAUGUGACAUGUUUUCAAACAAUUAUAUAAUAUAGGGUACUCAUCAAGGAAGGCAGGAUUGGAUGAUCUGGUGACAGACUUGUGCUUUGUUCUUCAUAAUAUGUGAAAUAGCUCUUGCUGUCACUGAACUUGGUUCUGCUUAAAACCAAAUAAUUUGGAUUAAAAUAGUUCAUCAUUUGGACUGUAGCUUCUUUGUUUGGGUGUGAAAUAUUAUCUGGAGUAGCCUUGCAGUUGCUUUUUAUCAAGAAAUUAAAGAUUUAUUAUAAAAUGUAAUAAUAAUAAUAAUAAUAAUAAUAAUAAUAAUAAUAAUAAUAAUAUAUUACUUAUACCCCACCCAUCUGGCUGGGCCUCCCCAGCCCCUCUGGGCGGCUUCCAACAGGAUAUUAAAAACACAAGAAAACAUCAAACAUUAAAAACUUCCCUAAACAGGGCUGCCUUCAAAUGUCUUCUAAAAGUCAGAUGGAAAUGCCUACGGGUGGCAUGCCUACGGAUUUUCCUACUCUAAAAACUACGUGCGUGUUAUGGUCGGGUGCGUGUUAUAGAGCGAAAAAUACAUUUGAUGGGAGGGCGUUCCACAGGGCAGGUGCCACUACCGAGAAGGCCCUCUGCCUGGUUCCCUGUAACCUCACUUCUCACAGUGAGGGAACCUCUAGAAGGCCCUUGGCGCUGGACCUCAGUGUCCAGGCUGAAUGAUGGGGGUGGAGACCCUCCUUUCCUUUCUAAAGCACAUUGCAAUCCUUUUGCGAUGGGGUGGGGGGCAGCAGGAACCAGCGAAGUGAAGAGCUUAACUUUGGGGAUGCAUGUAGCAAAUUCAGGUUCAGUUUUCCUUCUGACCUUGAAGUUCACUGGAUGCCUCUGAGCAACCCUUUCUCUGCCCCACUUACCUUACGGGCUUGUGUUGAAAGUGAAAUGAACACCCCAUGUCAGCUGCCCACGCAGUUUAGAAGAAGAGGGAUACAGAUUUGGCGAAUAAAAGUCUGAAAAAUGAACAGUGAUGGUUAUCUGAGCAACUUCUAGUGAGUUAGUUGAGUGCAUUAGAUCUGUUUGGUAAUUUGCUGCAGGAAUCUGCAUGUGCUUAAUGUUGGUAGCAAUUAAUAAAUUCCUUGCUAUGUUAUGUAAGGGGGGAUUUGUGUGUGUGUAUAUGUGCAUAUAUUGUGUGUGUAGUGCUCUCCCUCUCUCCUGUUCCUAAUUUCUGGACAUAAAAUGCAUCAGCAUCAUUCAGGCUGGUUAUGUUUGACCUUAUCCUAACCUUAAGUCAGCCAGCCUGUCCCAUCAGUGACUCUUUGCCUUGAUCCUAUUUUACUUGUAACUCUCCACUUGCUCUUUGUUUCGCUUGGAGCCCAUCCUAAAUUUGGAAACCUUAUGCCUGCGAUUGGCUUGGCUGUUAACCCUUCUUCCCAUUGUGGUUAUGGAGAUUACAGUGAUCAAGAUUGUUUCCAAGUACUUCAUGGGCAAAAUCACCCCCCUUCCUCAAAAUGUAACAAGUGAUAUUUUGAGCACCAGAAGAUGCCAACUUCUGUGAUGUUCAGUGCUCUUCAAAAGGCAAAAUGUCAAGGCUGCAAAUUUCAUCAUAGAUAUUGUAUCUUACGCUGGAAUUUAAUUUAAUGUCUCUUAGGGAGUGAAAGUUGCAUGAAUAACAGGGUACUAAUGCAUAUAGCAAUCUGCAGCUGCAUAGAGAACAAGAGUUGUUAAUAGGGGCAUAUGUUUUAAGUUUGGGACUAUGGCAUCAUCAGCCACAGCGAGCAUUAUAGAAAGAUACAGAACUGCAGUGAUGGGAGCCUCUGGGGUUGCAAGAUAGGCUUGGAGCAUCUUGGCAUGUUACUUUUUGAGGAAUAGUGUCCAAUGCAAGCAAGUAUGGGGAGCACAUUCACAAUAACAUUUUACCCUGCAAAAUUUGAAGUUUUGUGGUGACUUCUCCACUUCAGAAAUCAUAGAAUCAUAGAAUUGUAUAGUUGGGGUUGUAUGGUAAAUUGUCCCUUAUCUUGUGGGGCUAACAUGGGACAAUUUCCUGUGUCAUAUCAUCACUGGUAAGGAAUGCUAGUGAUUUUUAAGCAGUGUAACCUGAAAAUGAGUAUUUUCUCUGUCUCCCUUUUCUGUGGAGCGCCCAUAUAUGAAGAAGCAACUGUCAGUUGCUUCAGAUGUCUUGCGAAGAAUUAUCUUUUUAACAAGGCUUUACGUGUUUUACACAUUUGAAUCCUGUGAAUUUCUGUUUCUCCCCACUUCCAUAUGCUUUUAUGUGUGUUUAUACUUUUAUUGGUUUUAGGUUGUCUGUGUUUUUUUGUUUCUCAUGUUUUAAUGAUAUACUAUUGGGGGGUUUUUUAGACUGUACACAGCUUUGAGUCUUUUGAAAUAUUAAGUGGCUUAUAAAUGCUUAUAAGUAAAUAGAAUAGAAAAGCACCAGCAAUGCUAUUUGAGGAGGAUUACCACAGUCAAACCUCCUUCUGAAGUAGAUUCUUAUCUUUGAAAUUUAAUGUUUUGUAUCAUAUCCUUAUAUGGCGAUAGCAGCCAAUCCUUUACAAGAAGUUUCAAACACUUUAAAUUUAACAUCAUGUUGAAUUCAUGUUCUAUAAUAUUUUCUAUAGGACUGUUUGAAGUGGGUAGCGGGUCCUGUAAUUCUUAAAGUUAUGAAUGUAAUUUUAUAACAUCAAGGUGUGUAUGCCAGUUUAUAUCCUCCUCUUAAUUCAGUCCAGGAAGAGCUUUGUUUUGACAUACAAUAUGAUAUUUUUGCCGUAUAUGACUACCUCUCCAUCAGUGUUCCAAUGCAGCUGAACCAUGUAUCAGCUUUGAAACAGUUUUCAAAGAAGAAUUGCUCACUAUGUUGAAAUUAAAGACAAAUUUUAAAUCCAUUAGUUAAAUGACCAGUAAAUUUGGAUUGCACUCUUAAGCAUUUAAGUAAUUGAAAUAAGUAUUGCAGCAUCACUAUCUUUAUUACAGUACAGGCCUAAGCAUGUUUGCUUAGAAGUAAGUUCCACUGAGUUAAUUUACUACCCAGUAUGCUUGCUGAGAAUCAUGGCCUAAAUGAUUUAGUACAAUCUGGAUUAAAUUAGUUGUUAGUGCAUCCCAGUACUCCGUUGCAGGCAUCUGACGCCCUUUUCCCAUGGCCUGGAAUAUGCAUAUUCUAGUUGUGAAAUUUUUUUCAACUAGUAGUUUUUAGACUCUGUUCUGGGGAAUCCAGGGGUUCUUCAGUGAAAAUAUACCGUAUUUUUUGCUCUAUAAAACUCACUUUUUCCCUCCUAAAAAGUAAGGGGAAAUGUGUGUGCAUCUCAUGGAGCGAAUGCAGGCUGCACAGCUAUCCCAGAAGCCAGAACAGCAAGAGGGAUCGCUGCGCAGCAAUACCUCUUGUUGUUCUGCCUUCUGAGAUUCAGAAUAUUUUUUUUCUUGUUUUCCUCCUCCAAAAACUAGGUGCGUCUUAUGGUCUGGUGCGUCUUAUAGAGCGAAAAAUACGGUAUCUUGGUAAGCUUCCUUGUUUGCUGCUGUUGAUCUUGGCAAGAAUGCUAAAGCUGCGUUUCAGUUCACGCAGGGCAAUGGUGAACUCCAGGAGUCCCAGGCAGUGGGCGAAUCUGCCUGCACUGGAAUAUGCCCCAUAAUUCUUGGCAAGGUAGAGAAGUUUCAUUGCUGACACUGAAGGUAUCCUGAGCGGAAAAGGUGACACGGAAAGCUUGAAAGCUUGAAAAAUGCAUCACUCUAGGAGAGCUGCUGAACCCUGAAGGCUCUGCAUUGAUUUCAUAUGUCCUAGACAUGUACUGUAUUUUACUAGAUGUUACUACACUUUCUAACUGGAGGCAUUUGUGUUUCCCUCUAGCCCUGCCAAUUUCACUUUGGGAGAAUUGCUAAUUCCUCUCUGAAGUCUUAGCAUUGGUGACAGUUUUUUGUUUUUUUUUUUAAAGUGCCACUUGAUAUGCAUUUUCCAGAGCAGCAGGUGUUUGUUUUCCAUUUUUGAGUAUGCUGAAGAUCUGUGCUGAUUCAGUGUUUCGUUUUAGGCUUAAUGAAGGCAAGAAUAUGACAGAGAAAUGGGCAAAAAGUGUUUGUUUGCUGACUGUGUCAUAUUUAUAUGUUGGAAUAAAAACAUCAGAUUCUGGGGAUGGCAGGGGGCGCUAAAGUUUUUAUAGUUAACGCUUGUGAUUUGUUGUACUCGAGGAGCAGAAUCCAGGAAAAGUUCGGCACUUCCAAAUCCCACAGAUUUCAGUGGGAUUCAUUUAAGCAUUUAUACAUCGAGACCAGUGUGACUUAAAAGUGGUUAACUUUGCCUGGUUCAUACCCUUUGUGACUUAAUUACUAAGGGCAAUUUUGAUUUUUGCUGAGAAAGCUGCAGUGUAUGCAUAUUGUAUCAUGAUUAGAGAGAAAAACAAAAUGAUAUUUGUUACCAAUUAAACCUGGCUGUGGUUCAGUUUUCUUUCCUUCCUUUUUCUAAAGAUUCUGGUAAGCAUAUUCCAGAAAAUCCAGUAUAUUAAGGAUGCAAUCUUAUGCACACUUACAUGGGAGCCAACUCUAUUGACCACAGUAGAAUUUUAUUGUCAAUUACCAGUCUUGAAGAUUUCAGAAUUAUCCCAGCAAAGAGUUAGGGGGAAGGUCAUUCACUGGCCAAAUAUCUUCCUUUAUAACUACUUUUGCAUGGAACACAUGCUUGUUGAAAAUUAUUCCCAUUGCAGCUUUCUUUCUGUCAUUCUUUUUUUAAAUCAAGCCCUCAUGGUUGCAGAGAUAUCCCCAAAGAUAUACUAUGCAUUGUUGGCAUAUUCUAAAUGCUUAGGGCUUGAAGAGAAAGUAAUAUGAAUCCUCCAUCUAAUAUUUUUCAAAUAUUUGUUUCUAUAAUGUUUCCCUGAGUUUCAAGUAGACCAUCUGUAGCAUUUCUACAUUACACUUACCGUAUUUUUCGCACCAUUGGACACACCGGACCAUAGGACGCACCGGACCGUAGGACGGGGAGAACAGGGAAUUUUUUUUUUCUUGUUCUCCCCCUCUAAAACAAGGUGUGUUCAAGGUACAUUCACCAGAGCUUGUGGGGCUGGCGGUGGGGGGAAGCACUGCUUUCCCCCCACCGCCAGCCUCAAAGAUCCCUGAAGCCUUUGGAGCGCAGCGCCCCGCUGCCCUGCAGAGGUUUGCGCGCAGCCGUCCCCAAGCUAGAACAGCGAGACGGAGCCCUCCGUCUCGCUGUUCUGGCUUGGGAACAGCCUUGCUAGCUUCUGCAGGACAGCGGGGUGAAGGCACCCCGCUGCUCUGGAGAGGCUGUGCGCGCAGCCGUCCCCAAGCUAGAGCAGUGAGACAGAGCGCUCCGUCUCGCUGUUCUGGCUUGGGAACAGCCUUGCUAGCUUCUGCAGGACAGCGGGGUGAAGGCACCCCGCUGCCCUGGAGAGGCUGUGCGCACAGCCAUCCCCAAGCUAGAACAGCGAGACGGAGUGCUAUGCAGCACACACAUUUCCCCUUAAUUUUUGGAGGGGAAAAUGUGCGUCCUAUAGAACGAAAAAUACGGUACUCAAUAGAUGUUAUAGUAAAACAUCCCAUUAUCAGUGAAUUUGCUUCAUUUGCAAUCAUUCAGCAUGUUGAGCUUGGUAUGUUAAUUGCAUGUCAUGAGGUGAGGGGGGAACGUGAUGCUCGUGCCGAGUAUGUUGCUUACCCCUAAAUUAGUGGAAAAUGCUUAAGGCUUCUGUUCAAACAUUUCAACUUUAUCCGAAUAUCUGCAAGGAACAUAGCUAAUGUUUCUGUAUAGUCUGUGAAACUGAUGGACCUGAUGGCUUUUUUUUUGCUGACAAGUGAAGGCUAAUACAAAUUUGAAACCUCCCUUUACCAAUGCAUGGCUACCAGUUUCAGAAUAUUGACUCAGAAUGGAAUGAUUAAUGGCACUUUUCUUCCUAAUUGUUACCAAUGAUCAGCCUCUGAUCAGUGGAUGAGCUAAUGUCCUGGAGAUUUUUUGUUAGCUAAGGCAGGUGUUGAAUUUUGAUGAGUAUUUUUGACGAGUAGAAUGGGCUAGAUGUCAUUAGCUAAGUUACUUUCAAGGCUGGGGUGUAUGUCUAGGUGUGAAUGGAGAAGAUUUAUGGUUAAAUGAUGUGGGUGCUGCCAGAAUUUAGAAGCAGGUGGGUAGGAUUUAGGAGAAAGGCAUACAGUGGUACCUCAGUUUCGAACAUCUCCGUUGACGAACGUGUCAGUUUUCGAACGCCAUAAACCCAUAUUUUUCUGUGUAUAACAUGUCUCCAUGUAUAAGACGAUCCCUAUUUUUGGGGACUCAAAUUUAAGAAAAUGGGAGAAGUAUAGUAAAUGCUUCGGUUUUCAAACACGCCUCGGAAGUUGAACAUGACACACGGCUUCCGUAUUGAGUUUUCGGUUUUCAAACGUUUCAGAACUUGAAUGGUCUUCUGGAACAGAUUACGUUUGAAAACCGAGGUACCACUGUAUUUAGUCAUUCAAGCACAAAAUAAGAAUCACAUGCCAAGAAAACCUGAAUUAUGUGACAUGUAUACAUUAUGCAAAUUAAGAAAAAUUGGGACUCAUCCACACUGGAGUUUAUUGUGGAUUUGAAACUGCUUAUUUAUUUCCCCCUGUGUUCACGCAAGGUCCUCAUUCAAGUGUCAACCCAUACUUCUGCUAAAUUCAGAUUUUCCCAAUCCGUGGAUAAUCCAGUAAGGGGAGAAAACCCAGUAUAAAAUUUCAAUUUGCCCCCUUGAAAGAAAAAUGAGGAGCAGCAUUAAACAGCCAAAGAAAGAAGCAAUGCCUCUGGAAGGUACUGGAGGAUGAUAUGGAUAAUAAUAAGAACACCCAACACGUUCUGAUUAAGACCUUAUUCAGCAAUGUGGCAGCAUAGUUUCCCUCGAAAGUUUGCCUUGUAAAUGAGUCCACCAAACAUACUAGCCUGCAAAGUUUUUUCACUAGCCUCCUGAUAGUUAGCAGAGGAAGGAUGGAGAGCCCUGUUGUUCCUGCAGCAGCCCACUCCCCUUCUAUGCUGUGGAAUGGGCAGGGGGAAGCUUGCACAUCGCUUGGUUUUUAUGCUGAGCACAGAGGUGGGAGGAAGCAUUCCAGCCCACUCACUUGCCUGCAUGAUGAAAAUCCUUGUUGCCCACCUGGCUACCAGGAAGCUGCCUAAAUACAUUUAUUUAUAAUCUGCCCUUCACUUGAAAGUCCAGGGCUGAAAUAUACACAAAAAUUAAACCAUAAUUUAAGCAAUAAGAUUGAAACAGUCUGGAACAAAAUGCAGACUUCAGUUACAGAAAAGCUGGGAACGUCCCUUUCUGGGUCAUCACCCUGUGAUAUUCUGUAGUGCCAUAACUAAAAUUUCCCAGACCACCUGAGUGAUCUUCUAGGUCUAUACAGUGCUAAGCAGCACUUUGGGCAACCCAGCCCCAUGGGGACCUGGCUAGCCAGUGUGGAAAGUAACAAGCUGGACUAGGUCUUUGGUUUUACCUAGCAGGGCUUUUAUGUUCUUCUACAUCAAGAAUAUGGAGGUGUUCCACAGGCUUCUUCAAAAAGCUGAGUUUUAAAGGGGCUUGAAAGAGGUAAAGGAGGUGGCUGCACGAAGGCAUUCUGGGAGGCAGUUUUAGAUCUAAAAGCAGCAAGGACAAAAGAUCGGGAGUCAUUUGAGGGGGAAAGAGACUUUUGAGUGGCUGAAGGUCAUGGGGAGAAGAGGCAGGUGGGUUUAAAGGUAAGGAUGAGAUGCUUGUUCAGGAUUUUUGAGUGGACCGAAGAGUAGUGUAGGGAUUUAAAGAGGGGCAUCACAUGGUCAGAGCCACAAGAAAGAUGAAUAAGAAUACCAAGUUAGACAACUUAUCCUGAGCUUGGUUGCAUCUAGAAAGUAAUGUUAGACUUUUAAAAUUUGGGCAACUUCCUGUAGUCAGAGAUAAAGGAGAGGCUCUCUGCUUUUUUAGUUGGGUGGUGUUCUUUCUGUGACUUUUGAUGGAUAUUGCUAUUGGCUGUGCUGAUUAUUGUAGAGACUCUCCAGGCCCCAUGGAAGAUAGCAUAAAACUACCCUGUAUUGCAUUAUCUUUGUCCUCCAUCUAACCCUGAACUGGCAGUUUGGGCUGAUGGAAGCUCUCCAGAGACUUCCACCUUCCUUUAGUGCCUGAGAUCCUUUGGUUGGGCACACGGAAGGAUGAGCCCUGAUCCUUUAAGUGCAAGGGAGCAUUUAAGCAAGACGGAGAAGCAGGGAGAACUCCCUUUAAUACGUUAGGUUAAAAAUGCUUUUAAAAAGUGAAAUUGGAGAGCCUCGUGAUAUAUUCUUUGUCAGAUAUCUUGUUUCUCCCUUCGAUGUAGAUAACACUUGUCAACAGCACAAACCAUCCUUCUUCUCAGCCACGCUGAGCGUGUUUGUGCAUGCAUACUUAGACACUGGUUUAUUACUCUGCACUUGAUUAUUUGUGGCUGAAUGUGUGAACUGGCUCCAUAGAAAUUUUGCCUCGUUUUCUGAGGUGAUGUGCAAAUUCUGUCUGUUAAAUAGGGCUAGUUCAGACAUGCAUGCUCAUCACUUGCUCCAAUUAUUAUGUGUGAACGGAGUGUGACGUAUUUCUUUAGAUGAGUUUCAGUGAAUGAAUGCUUCACUAACUGUGUUGGAUUUGUUACAUCCUAGUUCUGCCCAAAAGAACUGAGAACAGGUGUGAAUUUUGUUUUCAGCCCUUUCCCUACUGUAGCUGUUACAGCAGGUUAAGAGUGUAGAUAUGUGUGGUUAAGCAGGGAACGGCAGCUUUAUUUGCCUCGUCCUUUUUAUUUUUCUUUUGGGAUGUAAUUCAGCACUGCGCCGUCUGUUACAGAUGCACUGGAGGCCAGUUAUGGUUUUUAUAACCACUUUUGUGACUAAAUCUGUUAUGGGAAAUUAAUUUAGAAGUUAGACAAUUUGUGUUCCCUUUUCUGACGGAAACCUCUGUUUAAUUGGUUGGUGGCUUUUAAGGCUGCCCUAAUAGAGAUUGAAUUUAAUAGUAGGUUUUUCCCUUCUGCUGUUGUUUUCACAAGUGAGUUACAGGGGAGAAGCUCAAUGGCUUUUCUAGACAAGUAACUACAUAAGUAUGAAAACUCGCACAGUGUCCUAAACAGAAUGCUAGACUUGGACCGGGGAGACCUGCAUUCAGAUCUUCUGAAACACUCUAGGGAACUUCUGAGACAUUCAUUGUAUCUCAACCUAGACUACCUCUUGUUAAAACGAGACAGCACCCAUGUACACUUGUGCUUCUUGGAGGAAGAGUGGUAUACAAAUGUGGUAUGUUUUUAAAAAAACCUCUGUCAGAAGCGAGCUAGCAGGAAAUCACACUGUUGCUGCUGCCAGUGCUGGGCCCGGUGGCAGCGUUGGCCUGGAUCUGCAAGGCGUGGGGUGAAAUCCUAGCCGAGUAUGGUCAUCUGGUGCUGUUGACUUGCAUCUAGUCAGUAACUAAGUGCCUACUCAGAAGACAGCCACACUGAGUUCAGUGGGCCUUACUCCCAGGUAAGGGUGUGUGGAGCUACAGUGUUUUAUCUAGGCAGCCAGGGCUCCUCUGGAUGACAAGAUCUUUUUGCACCAGGUCAGUGAGGACCACUUGCUUUUUAAAAUUCUCCCAUAUAUACAAAACUCCCUGUGUGUCUUUUGGACUGUAUCUGUAGAUUUCCCCCUCUGUGUCAAAUAUCUGGGGUCAAAUAAGUGUUGUUUACUUUUUAUAAUACAUGGAGGAUGGAUCUGCCUUGGGAGGUUCUUAACUCUCUAAAUGAAGGGGCUGGGGAUUGGAUUUGGGUCCUUCUACAUGCAAGGCAUGUACAGUGUCAUUGGACCAUGUUCCCCAUUGUGCAGUCUGGUAAUGGAAAUAUUCUUUGGUUAAUUUGAGCUUAACUGUCCUGGGAAAACAAUGCCAGAAUCUCAUUGAAACUCUUUUCACUGAACGGUGUCCCAAGUUGCAUCUUCAUUGAUCCCGCAUGUGGAAUGGCUUCCUGUUUCCCAAGGCAAUCCUGACGGGCACUUUCUUCCCUCCCUUUCAGGCAUGGUUCUUGUGCGUAGCGAGAAUGGCCAGCUACUGAUGAUCCCUCAACAAGCUUUGGCGCAAAUGCAGGCCCAUGCGCAGUCCCAGCCUCAAACCACCAUGACUCCUCGCCCUGCCACCCCUACCAGUGCUUCUCCGGUCCAGAUCUCGACUGUGCAGGUCAGUUCACUGAGAAACGUAAGUAAAAUAAAAUCUUAAAUUUCCUUACAUUUGAGGGUAUCCAAGCUGCCUGCCUCCAGGUGUUUUCCAUUGACAUGCCCUGCGUUGUAUUCUGCGUGCCUGCAAAGUAUGUCUGCGCUGACUCUAGGUGCCAGGAUUCUCAGUCCACUGAGAGACCCACAUUUACCCACCAGCCUUCCAGUGAAGCUUUUAUUCCCGAAAACAAGCAGCUCCUAGUUAUAUCCUUUGCAAGUGCUUCCCAUCCUAGAGCUUCACCCGCUGUGUUAAAAGCGGUCCAGGUUUCCCUGAAUCUCGAAUUUCAUAGCUGAAGCGAAUGAUCCAAAUGUGGCAAAUUUGCAAGGAUUUGCUUAACAUGCAUACAUAAUAUUGUUUGCAUAGCUCGGUAUCGCAUUCGGCUUUUCAUACUGUGAGCCAGUCGUAAAGGAAAGGGGAAAGAGUGUGUAUCUGGAGACAUGCAUUUCCUGGCUGAUAGUCGUGUCAUGAAAACUCCCAGCGCCUUACGAGUGGAAUUCCUGUCCAGAACUUUGUUUACGGCAAACACUUUCACUAUGUAGAACCCUAAAGACUAGCAAUGUUGCUUUCCUUCUUUAUUUGUUUGCAAAUUAAAUCUGAGGCCUACUGCAGACUUUGUGCUUGGAUAGUGACCCACUUUUCUGUAGUUAGAUGGAGAUCAGUUUGUUAAUUUCAUCCUCCGAAUCACUCCUUUAAAAAAAAUAAUGUGGAAGUUAAUGGUCUGAACAUGAAAUGUGCAUGAAUAUAAUUGGCUACUGUGGUCAGAAGCAAGCAUGAGACUUCAGGACUCCGACUGAGGCCGAUGCUAGAUGCUUCAUGGGUGGUGCAUGCAACUGUGUUAUCAAUGUGCUUUCUUUUGUUUGGUUUUCAAACAAAAAGAAAAGGCCGUAGGAAGUUGCAUUUGGAAGUGGAUGAAUGGUAGAGAGGUGCUUGACCCUCUCCCCUCCACUGUGCUUUUUGCUCAGAAUUGCCCCCUAGGUUAAGGCUACCAGAUUUUUUUCAAUGAAUCUGGGGGCCCUUUAAUUAAUUAAUUAAUUAAUUACUACUCGUUCUGGAUGUUGAUGCUGCAGCGACGGCAGUGACAGAGGGGCAGCCGUCGCCUUGACCUCAACCGCCACGUUUCCCCUUCCUCCGAGGCUUCUAUCUCCUUUCUCCAUGAGCCUGGGCAGCCCCUGAGUUGUUGGUUCUUCGGUGGUGGUGGUGGGGAAGCGGUGCGGGGUGGGUCAGGCAUGGAAGGUGGAGAAGGAGGGCUGAGAGCAGCAGCUGCGGCGGUGGCGAGGCUUGGGCAGUCCGAUGCCUCCCUUCCCAUCGGAGCAGCCCCAUCCCCAUUCCUACUUGCGUGCAAGCAGGAGGGGGCGGGGAUCCCUCAGCGGGGAAGCGAGGCUUCACACUGCCUUUCGGAGCAGCCCCAUCCCAACUCCUACUUGCCAGCGUGAUGCUUCCCUUCCCAUCGGAGCCGCCCCAAUCCCCUUCCUACUUGCAUGCAAGCAGGAGGGGGCAGGGAUCCCUCAGCUGGGAAGGGAGGCUUUCCUUUGCCUAACUGAGAGAUCUCUACCCCCUCCUGUGAAGCCUGCCUUCACAGCUCAGAGAUCCCCGCCCUGCUCCUUCUUGCACGCAAGUAGGAGUUGGGAGGCUGCUCUGAUAGGCAGCAUGAAGCCUCCCUUCACAGCAUCUUCACCGAUCAGAGGUUUAUCUUUUCUCUGUGCUGUAUUCAGUGCUUCUGUAAGAUUUUGUUUUUAUUGUUUUGUAAGCAGCUCUGGGAAUGCUAGCUGUGAUAUAAAUUACAAAAAUAAGCAGCCCUACCUGCUGCCUCCCACAGCUGCCUGUAAAAGAAAACAAAAACCCAUUGGUGAUUCUUAGCUUGGCUCUGAGCUUUAGGAUUUUGUGCCGGGUGCCACAUGGGGUAUUCUGAGGCAAGCUGAAACCCCUGGCCUGAGUUGAGUGUUGCAUGAUUUCUGUUCACCUCUGGUUUUUUAAAAUCCAGAUUAUGUGCUAGCAAACUCACAUUCCUCAAUUAACCUGCUCUUGAUUGUAGAGGUGUGCUUGCCUUAAUUUCCAUUUUUACAAUCCACUCCAUUUGCAGUAUUUAAAAGUCUGGGUGUUUGGCCAUAAUUAAGGAUAUUGGAUAUGUGGCCAUAGUUUAGGGAUGGGUAGAUAGGAACUUGAAGUUGAAGCAAGGAUGGGGAGGUGGGGCUACUUUAAGGAUCUGAAAGUCUGGAUUUGGAUAAUUAAUCAUCUCAUGUUUUCUGAUUCUACCUCAACUAGUUAAUAGCUAUUAGAGCAAUGCUGAUUUAGUCUUAGAGCCGUAACAUUUUUAUGCAAAUUCAGACAAGUGAAUUAUAACCAUGUGAUUUUUUAGUUUAUUUUUUAAAAAUAAUAAAUUAAUACAUUGCAGCUUCAAAUAUUAGGAUUAAUGGAGGAUUUUAUCCAACAGAAAAUCAGCCUUUAUCUCAAGGUUUUUUAUUAGAGGCUUGGAGACCUGACAUAUUGCUUUUGGAAUUUUAAUAAUAAAAUAGCCUAAUUAAUAAUGCCAGUUAUCAAGUUCAGACUUCUCUGCAGUUACAUCCUGUACUCUUUUAAUCUUCACAGUAACUUUUGAUGAAGAUGUAACUUGCCAUAUCAAUGUUGGGAUCAAGAUAGUAAGAGAAGCCCUGUGACUUUUCUGUGAUUCUAGUCCUAUAGCCCACAGAAUCAUGUAGAACAUUGUCCAAAACUGGUUUGAAGUCCAUAUCAUGAUACUGGUUGUGUGUGUGUGUGUGUGUGUGUGUGCAUUCAUACUCGUGUGCUAUGCAGAAAUCACAAUGUGGGGAAAACCAUGAAGCCAGUCAAUGCCUUUACAUAGCUCCAUCCUUAUUUCAGACAUUGUGAUAUAUAUGAUGAUUAGCUGGUGGUAUAGCACAAUGUUGAAAACCAGAUAUCAUCCAGCCCUAGUGGGUUAUAAACCUGUUGGUUUAAAAAAACAAACAAACAGAAAACCAUGAAAAAUCUAGAUUAGAUCCAAAGUUAUGAAGAUGUGCAGUUGAAACAACUCAAAGCUAUAACUAUUCAGGACUAAGUACUGGGUGUGGAUUUGCUUUAAAGGAUGCGGAACUGAAGAAAGUGCUGGGACUUAAAAUUUCAGCCCAGCUUACCUUAGGUUGGAUUCUAGGUUAAACUGGGCAUGUUAUCUAUUUAUAUGUGGCUACUUCUCUGUGAACUUACCUGGGAUUCUUUUUUGCAGGCUCCUGGAACGCCUAUCAUUGCGCGGCAGGUGGCUCCAACCACUAUAAUCAAGCAAGUGUCUCAGGCACAGACAACUGUACAGCCCACGACAACGCUACAGCGGCCCCCUGUAGUUCAGGUAAAGUUGCCAACAUACGUUUGACGGCUAAUCCUAAAACAGAACAUUGGCUGAGACCCAGGGUGCUGUUUGGGUGCCGUUCAUUUAUAUGAGAAUAGAUGAUGGAGAUGUAAAACUAAGUCACACUGGGGCCAGUGGGGCAUUCUCCCAAGUAGGUGAGUGGACUCCAUCAAACACGGUGGAGUUUACGUGUAGCUUGUAAAGGAAGAGUAAGUACAAUAAUAAGUGCAAACAGAAAUUACUGAAUAGUCCAGCCCUUACUGAGGUUUAAAAAGCUGGUGCAUUCAAAUGAUAAAGUGUCUUAAUUCAGAAGAGGUGUGGACUUUCUGCAGGAGCUGCACAACUAUAGCAUCGCUGAAGAUUCUUUACACCUCUGAAAUUAUGUUACAGGUGGCCCAGAUUAGUACUUGUGGAUAGUUAUUGCAGCUACUUUAGACUUUUGGGAGUCAGCGGAUAGGUGGAACCAGCAAAGAGUUUCUCUUUCAGUGACUACGCUUCUAAACAUUUUCCCCUGAUAACAGCUUUUAACUGUGCAAUUUUUUCAGUGUGUUUUGAUUUGCACCGAUUCUUCCUUGGCAUAUGUUGACUGUGUGACUGAUGUGGGAUGCAAACCAUAGUCUCUCCCCCCCCCCCCAAGAUUUUACCCUCAUGCUUGUUCUGUCUGCAUGCACAGUGCCCUUAUAAUAAUUGGGAGUGAUUAUUAAGAAGCAGAAGCAAAAUAGAUUUAUUUUGCUGCACCACAAGGUCUGUAGCCCGUUUCAUAGGUCCUGUGUUCUGCCGCCUUCUACCUUUUGCACCAAAAACACAUGCUUUGUUUAAUCAACUUCCAGUGUCUUGAAUUCUGAAUCCAUAGGGCUUUGUGCCACCUGGUGGUUGUUUCAUUUAACUGCUCAGACGGGUGGCCAGAGCAAAUCUCUCUCUUUUUUGGAGCCUGUUUUAACAUCACUGUAAGGAGGAUAUUGCGUCUGAUAAAAUGCAUCCUCCCUUCAUUUGCAGCUCUGUAUAAUUGUCUGAUAUCUGUGUAUCUUUGCAGCCUCAGAUUGUUCUGGGUAAUCCUGCACAAACGACAGCAUUAGGAACAGCAACUGCUGUGCAGACUGGAACGUCUCAAAGGGCGGUGCAAGCAGCCGCAAUAGCCUCAGCUGCGGCCACAGUAAGCUCCCAAUGACUGUUUGUUGCAAGUCAAAAGCCAAAUCUUGCCAGCUUCCAAGAGAGGAACCCAUUAACUUACCACCAAGUGUUCAGUGUAGGGCAUACUGACUACUUUGCUGGCACAGUAUUGACACUCCAGUUUGUACCUUAUGGGUAUGAAACUGCUAAGUGAGGCAAAUGUGCUGUGAUCGUGUAAAUGUUUGUGGGAAUUAUGGUAAACUUUACUGUGCCACACACAUGCUGUAAAACAAAAUAAGUACAAGUUCUGCACCAAAAUAACCUAAUUUCUGUGUUGGGGACAGCUGGAUUAAAUGAUAUAAGCAAUUUGCUUAUUUUGAUCUUACUUUGCACAAUUUAUUCUACUCCUAGUGGUGAUGGGAGAGGCAAAGAACUGGGCAGGACACUGAAAUCGCUCAGCUUCUCCUUCUAGCUUCUAAGAUUCAACAGGCAUUGCCCCAUAAGCUAUGAAACAUAUUUGUAGUAACAAGGGCCAUAAACUUUCUUUAAGACAAAAACAAGGAAGCCAGGAUCCUUGAGAAUCUGGCAUGUUUCCAUUAUCACAUCAUGUGUUUUUUAUGCAUGGGCACAGAAUAGCCACACCCCUGGCCAAAUACAAUUUGAAUGGCAGUGUUGCCAAUCGAUAGGGUUGAAAGGGAUUCUGUAGUGUUCAGAUUGAAUUCAAAUACAUUUUUUUUUUUUUAAACCCCUCUCCCUUCUCACUUUCUUUUCUAUCUUUCCCUCCAAUAGGAAACCAUGGAAAAUGUGAAGAAAUGCAAGAAUUUUCUCUCCACGCUAAUAAAACUGGCCUCUUCUGGAAAGCAGUCUUCCGAGACUGCCGCUAAUGUGAAAGAACUAGUUCAGCACCUGCUGGUAAGACAGACACCGGUUUAGUUCAGAUCCUCAUCUGAAACAUAGCUUGGCUGACUGAGAAUGAGUCUCUCCCCUCUCCUUUGCCUUUGCAUAUAAGAGAAAGAGAACGAAAGCUUCUGAUUUAAAAUAAACCACAGUUCACAUGUUGUCUAAAACCCAAGGAACAGUGGUUUGUUCUAACUAAAAUCAGUUAAUAAGUCAGGAUCUGAAACCAUAGUUUAAUCAUUUGUUUUUAACAACUUCGCUUGGAACGAACCACUGUUCCUUGAGUUGAGUUGCAGCACAGAACCACAAUUUGUUCUAAAGCAAAACUUCCACUUCCCUCCUUGCAUGUAUGAAGGAGAAGAUGGGGAUGGAGGCCUUGGGAGCAUGAGUCUUGCCAUAUCUCAUCUCCAGUCCACUGGAUUGUCUGAACCAGGCCACAAACAUACGGUUAUGAAACAUAUUUUGAAAAUAAGAGGGUAAAAUGUUGACUUUCAAUACUGUUAGGCGAAACAAAGAUUUGAGAAGCAGUAGACAUAACAAGAUACUUUUCAUGCGUUUACUCCUUUUGCUUAAGAAGAAAAGGGUUAAUCCUUUUAGAAGCAUAGCAUACAAGCACAGAAUUGUAGAGUUGAAAGGGACUGUGAGAGUCAUCUAGUCCAACCCCUUGUGAUGUAAGAAUCUUUUAGCCCAAUGUAGGGCUUAAAGCCAUGACCCUGAGAUUAAGAGUCUCAUACUCUACCGAAACUUGGAUGCUGACGUACUCCCAACUCAUCCUUGACUAUUUGCCAUGCUGGCAGGGUCUGAUCAGAGUUGGGAGUUCAGCAACACCUGAGGACCACAGGUUAGCUACCCUUGUUGUACUACCCAAAGAGCAAAUUCUGAAGUAAUGUACAAGGUGUUAUGGAUGUGACUCAGAACAUCUAUUUUUAGAUAUAAGGCCAAUGAGCAGGGAAAGCUACAGAGAAGCAACCUGCUUCUCCACAGCAACCUGACAUAAUUUUCCAGCGUCUUAUUGCUAUCCAUUCAUUUAAAACGUCAUCUUUUUUUAAGGUGAAUUAAGGAAGUAAUUUCAAAACAUUAAAAAGAUUGACUGCUUAAAAUGAAAAUAUGGGAAUUUUCCUCCCCACCCCAACUUUUUUUUUUAUUACAACAGUCACAUGUGUAUGAAUUAACAAAACUUAGGCAAGAUAUACCCUAACAAGACAGAGUUCAUUCAUGUGAAAUGAAAACCAUAGAAGGCUUCAGUCAUAUGGAUGUUCUCAUUGCUCUCCAGUACUGAAAAACCACAGUAUUGAAAAAGCAGAGAAAUCAAAAACAAUCCAGUCAAAAUAACAGCUUUACCAUUUGAUGUAAACAUACACUUCUUUGCGACUUUUUGAAAUGAUUAGCAUUCUGCUUAUGAGCAUAGAAAAUAAGAGCAGGUCAAGUGUAUUUAAAAAUGUAUUUAAACUGAACUUGCUAGCAGAUGUGUUAUUUGUAUUUUUAUGUUGGAUGAAUAUGUAGCAUUCUUCUUGCAAAAUGCCUUAAAUAAAUUUACCCAGUUAAGUGCAGUGGUACCUUGGUUGUCAAUCUUAAUCCAUUCUGGGAGUCCGUUUGACUCCUUGGUUCAGAAACCAAGGUGUGGCUUCUGAUUGGCUGCAGGAGCUUCCUGCACUCAACUGGAAGCCGCAUUGGAUGUUAAGCUUCCCAAAAACGUUUACAAACUGGAGCACUCACUUCCAGGUUUGCAGCGUUCGGGACCCAAAAUGUCCGAGUACCAAGGCAUUUGGCAACCAAGGUACAACUGUAUCUUGUUAAGAAGAUAUGUUCUUCUUACACGUUUAAAUGGUUGAGGGCUUAAUAUAUGGAUUUCAUUAUCUGGAAAAUCUGAAUCUGAAUUUUAUUCUUCAGGAUGGAAAAAUUGAAGCAGAAGAUUUCACCAGCAGACUGUACCGGGAACUUAAUUCUUCACCUCAACCUUACCUUGUGCCUUUCUUGAAGGUAACAACCUCUCUUCAUUCUAGUUUCAUCACUUGGCAGCCUCUUGCCCUUCUCAGUAAAGAAGUGGGAAACACUAUUAAAAAUUGGUACCAAAUAAAAGUAGUAAAGAUGGCUGACUACAAGAACAAAAAAAUCUCUUUCUGUUCCUUCAUAAAAGGAAUCACAGGGGAAUUUUCUUGAUGUAAAAACUAUAGCGUGCCGCUGUGACAAUAUUCUGUAUGCAGAAUAUUGAAUUACUGUGUUCACACAAUCACUGCUGGAAAUCUGGUAGACCUGGUGAGAUGGUGUGUGAUCCUGGGUAUACACAUGCAUUCUUGCUCUCAGCAUCCCUUCCUCCUAAAAAAGGUGUAUAUGGAGGAACUAUAGGAAUUUAACAUGUGUGAAUCCCAAGUCAUGUUGUAUUGUGUGUGCAAGGUGUAUGCAAACGUGCAUUUUCAAGCUUGAUAUUAUAUCACUUGUUCUGAUUUCCAACUAGCAAUUAUUGUGAAAAGCCCUGGGUAUGUUGUGAACCGCCCUGGGCUCUGCGGAUGAAUGGCAGUAUACAAAUUUUAACAACAACAACAACAACAACAACAAUAAUAAUAAUAAUAAUAAUAGGAAGAAUAAGAAUUCUAUGAGCCAGUUCCAUUGGUUAACUAUUAGCCAGCUCCAUACUGUUGGCAACCAAGGGUACAAAUAAAAUAUUAUUAUUAUUAUUAUUAAUAAUGCAGUAUACUCUGCGUUUUUGUUUGGUUCCUGCUGAUAAUGUGGUAAAAUCCACAGUAUUUCCAGUCCGUCUUAGGGGAUCUGCACAGAAAUGUCAGAUUUUGCACUCAUGAGGCACUCCUUGUCUCAGACGUCAGUGCUUUGAGCAUUCCUGUCAAGCCUGUGCAGUCAAGAGUUGCAGACUGUAGAUUUUAUUUCCUCUUCAAGGAUGGGCUUUUCCCUGCUUUGAGGCAGAUUCCCAAGUACUAUUUUCAUCCCAGGGUAUUAAGAGGUACGCACAACUCGUAAGUUGCCUUUAGCGCUUCUCACGCUGCACAGGCAUCUUUACAACAACUCUGCAAGAUGGGUCAGUAUUAAUACCCCCACUUGCCCCUGCAAAUGGGGGCGUCACUGUGGUCAAUUCAGUAAUUGAAAUGAAUUGGAAGGCAAAGCCGGCACAGUUUUGGGCUAUUGAUUUGCCCCUCUUGUGAAAUAUUGUAGCCAGGUUGUUCGCUCGGCUGGAGUAUAGAGUUUACUGUUCCACAGAGAAAGUUUGUCUCCUUUGGACAAGUAAGUGUUACAAAUACAACCUGGAGUGUCUGGAGGCGGUGGGAGGAUGGAUGGCGGCUAACAGAUUGAGGUUGAAUCCUGACAAGACAGAAGUACUGUUUUGGGGGGACAGGAGGCGGGCACGUGUGGAAGACUCUAUGGUCUGAAUGGGGUAACUGUACCCCUGAAGGACCAGGUGCGCAGCCUGGGAGUCAUUCUAGACUCACAGUUGUCCAUGGAGGCACAGGUCAAUUCUGUGUCCAGGGCAGCUGUUUAUCAGCUCCAUCUGGUACGCAGGCUGAGACCCUACCUGCCCGUGGACUGUCUCACCAGGGUGGUGCAUGCUCUAGUUAUCUCUCGCUUGGACUACUGCAAUGCACUCUACGUGGGGCUACCUUUGAAGGUGACCCAGAAACUACAAUUAAUCCAGAAUGCGGCAGCUAGACUGGUGACUGGGAGGGGCCGCCGAGACCAUAUAACACUGGUCUUGAAAGACCUACACUGGCUCCCAGUACGUUUCCGAGCACAAUUCAAAGUGUUGGUGCUGACCUUUAAAGCCCUAAAUGGCCUCGGUCCAGUAUACCUGAAGGAGUGUCUCCACCUCCAUUGUUCUGCCCGGACACUGAGGUCCAGCGCCGAGGGCCUUCUGGCGGUUCCCUCGCUGCGAGAAGCCAAGUUACAGGAAACCAGGCAGAGGGCCUUCUCGGUAGUGGCGCCCGCCCUGUGGAACGCCCUCCCACCAGAUGUCAAAUAACUACCAAACUUUUAGAAGACAUGUAAAGGCAACCCUGUUUAGGGAAGCUUUUAAUGUUUAAUAGGUUAUUGCAUUUUAGUGUUUUGUUGGAAGCCACCCAGAGUGGCUGGGGGAACCAAGCCAGAUGGGCGGGGUAUAAAUAAUAAAUUAUUAUUAUUAUUAUUAUUAUUAUUAUUAUUAACCUAAGAUUCCUUGUUUGAUAGGGAUUUUUAUCUCUGGAUGGCAAGGCUUAAGAUAACUUCUGAUUCUUGACUGUGUUCCUUGUCUAACAGUAUGCUACAUGGGGGUGUCACUCACCACAAACUACUGCGCAUUUCCGAUGCCUCUAGGGAUAACUGAAACUUGAUGCUAUUUUUUGGGGUGUGGGUGUGUGUAAGCAUUAGCUUACACACAGAGCAGUGUGACGUCACUUCCUCUUUUGUUCCCGUAGCGGAGCUUACCUGCCUUGAGACAGCUGACUCCAGAUUCGGCGGCUUUCAUUCAGCAAAGCCAGCAGCAGCAGCCCACGACGCAGCCCACGACGGCCCUGACAGCGGUGAUGCUGAGCGGCUCAGUUCAGCGUACAGCAGGAAAGACCCCUGCCACCGUCACAAGUACCUUGCAGCAGCCCGUCAUCAGCCUAACGCAGCCGACGCAAGUUGGGGUUGGCAAACAAGGGCAGCCCACGCAGGUGGUGUGUAAACCAAAAUGAAUCAAUCCUACACUUUACCUCCCAGAAAACUGAAUCCUUUCCUUCCUAACACCAGUCAGUAAUGGGCAUAAACUGAACAUAAAACCAGAUAUCUUGUCGAUAUUUCAUGCAUGUUUAUCAGUAGGUACAAAUGUGUGUUGCUCUGUAGUCAAUGGUCUCCUUUUCCUUCCUCUCAGGAAAAGCAUAUUCAGGAGGUGGGCAUGUAAAGCAUGUGUGCUUAACCCUCUCCCUACCCAUUUUUCUGCUCCAAAUUGCUCCCAGCUGGAUUUCAGCUGCAGGGAAAAAUAGCUUUGGUGUGGAGGGAGGGGGGGCGAGAGCAAUUCAGAAUGGAAAAGCUGUAGAUGUAGAAAGAGUCAGUGAUUUCCACCCCGCCCCCCCCAAGCUGUUUCUCUGCUUCACAUUCCCUUUACCCAUACCUCCUUUUCCUUGAUAAAGAAAAAGCUCUAUCAAGGAUAUAUUACAAACUUUUGUGCAGUGGCCCUGAGCUGCCUGACACAACUUCUAUCCUUACCCUAGCAAUCGCUGUAUGUUGUUGCUAUCGCAGCCUUUCUGAAAACAAAGAUUUUAUUGGCAGUAGGUACAGGAGAAAUUAAAGGGAGGUACUGAUUCGCAUAGGCCAAAAGCAACUUCUUGGAUUCAUUUCUGCAAGAUAGCCAGUAGCAGCAGGCAGCUUUUAAAAGUUCAUGGAGAAAAGUUCUUCAAACUACAACAGUUAAAACUUGCAUGUUCAGAAUCAGCAUACAAAUGAUUUGCCAGAGGCUAGGGGCAAGCAGUAGGGGAUAGCCAUAUCCAUUGUACCAUGAUUGCAAGGUUCCUAGGAGCAUUAGGCUGGCUACUGAUAAGAGACCAAACAGCGCACCAAAUGAAUGGCAAGGCAGCUGUUGCGUAUGUGCAUUGAUAACCUCUCCGAAAGAGGUUCUGUAAAUGACAGUAUUCUUUAGUUUGAUUUUGCUAGUGUCUAAUGAUUCAAACCUGUAUUGGAUUUGACUACCCGCACUUGCCUGUCAGCAUUCCUGCUCUUAGUUACUUGAAGAACUAAGCUGUUUCUCUUCCUGUACUUGCAGCUGUGAGGAUGGGCUAUUGUUAAACCCACUGCUCCUGUACUGCAGGGGAAUGGGGCUUUAUGGCAAGAUACACUCAUGAUCCACAAGGUGUAUCUAAAUUAUGCAUUAAAUGGGGAGAGGCUUCUGACAACCUUGUAUCCCAAAGUCUGACAGAGCAACAUCACCCACUAAAAAUGGAAUGGUUUUCAUUCUUGAAUAACUUUGGAUAGGGCUGUAGUGUUUGUAUAAAACAAGGGGCCACUCCAGGGCUGCAUAAAACAAAUAUUUUAUCGUGCAUCUCUAGACCCUAUUAGGUUGAUGUGGAAAAUACCCUUUUCACAUAUGGCCUGCUUUAAUUUGAGAGACUAGCGGCAUGGUUAAAGGCAGUACUAUUUUUCUAGAAGAGGAGGUGCCAGAACUUACCAUUAAUGUCUUCCAUGUUCUCUUAUAAUGGCAAUGGCACCCACCUGAGAGGUACUGGAAUUGAGUACCAGUGAGUUCCUGCUGAAAAAAAAGCCCUGCUUAAAGGGUUCCAAAAGCUGUCAGUUGAAUUGGCAUUCUUAGUCAACUGCAACUACUCUCAAACUUUUUAUUCAUUUCUUACGUUUCUCUGCCACCUUUUCCUCCAAGGAGCUCAAGGUCAGUGUUCGAAACUCCUAUUGUUCUAGGCUCAUUUUGCGACAGGGAAUUUAAUUAACACGAGCAGUUUCUGAGUUCUGGGUGCAGUACUGCGCCUAAGAUUUCAGAUUAAAACUGCGGAGUGGAAGGAAAGGACCCUUUUCUGCCUCCCCGCUUCCAGCUAAUAUCUGAAGGCUGGAGAAGGGACCCUCUUAAGAAUAUUAGGGGGGUGGGCAGGGAAAGGAAAGGAUGAGGCCAUGUGAAAAAUGGACAUAAUAUUUUAGCUGCAAUUCAUUCAUUUCCAGCUUUGUAUUCAUGUUAUUAAAAAAGUGCACCUAGGCUUUCUUGUUCUUAGCCGGUUUAUUGAAACGAAUGUCUCUUCAAAUGUUUUCAGGUUAUUCAGCAGUCUCAAAAGCCAGGCACGUUGAUCAGGCCACCACAGGUGACAUUGACACAGACCCCUAUGGUAGCCUUGCGGCCACCGCACAACCGUAUUAUGCUUACUGCUCCUCAACAAAUUCAGCUAAACCCACUUCAGACAGGUAAGAGAGAAGCAUUCUUGUUAUUUAUUAUAAUGAGAUUUUUUUUAAUUUAAAAAACCAGCCAUCUGAUGCUGUGUCAUAACAUUGCACUUGGAAAAUAAUGUUUUCAAUCACGGGCCCCCUUAAAGGUACGUGAUUGUUUUGGAGAAGUUUUUUUUUAUCGGAUUCUUGAAAGUCAGAAAACCUGCACAGGAAAUAUACAUUCUUUCUGAGCCAGCAUCUCAGGUAGCAGAUUUAUCAGGUCAUGGGGCAGGACUAUGCUUAACUCCCUCUCCUCUUAAUUCUGCUUCAGGUAAAGACUUUGCACCAUUCUGCUGGUUUUGGUGUGUUUGUGUGGAUUCUGAAUUACAGAGCAUUUUUCUUGAUUUCCUUUCCUUGCAGUCCCUGUGGUAAAACAGACAGUAUUACCUGGAACCAAAGCUCUUUCUACACUUUCAACUCAAGCAGCUGCUGCUCAAAAAAACAAACUCAAAGAACCUGGGGGAGGUUCUUUUAGGUAAGUAAUCCUGUGCAUUAGUGCAAAGAGAUUUGCAGGAGGGGGGUAGAAUCCUGGAAAUGACACCUGUCCCUACGACAGAUACUUUGUAUUUGUGUGUGUGUUUUGGUUAUGCUUUAUGUUGCUUUCUCAGUAGCUGCAGAUUUGCAGCACCCAGGGAAUAAAUACUGAUCUUUUAAAUAGCUUCUUAUCUGGAUUAGCAAAUAUAGUAGGCUCAUUCUGUCUUCCAUGCUGAAUUGCAUUUCUGUAUUUAUUAUACUGCCCAGUGUCUCUCAAAUCUUUCUGGAAUCCAGGCAGGCGGACCCCUGUGCAACUUCUGAAUGCUUCCCUCUAUAUCAGGGGUCAGCAAACUCUUUCAGCAGGGGGCUGGUCCACUGUCCCUCAGACCAUGUGGGGGGCCGGACUAUAUUUUGGGGGGGAAAAUGAAAGAAUUUCUGUGCCCCACAAAUAACCCAGAGAUGCAUUUUAAAUAAAAGGACACAUUCUACUCAUGUGAAAACACCAGGCAGGCCCCACAAAUAACCCAGAGAUGCAUUUUAAAUAAAAGGACACAUUCUACUCAUGUAAAAACAUGCUAAUUCCUGGACCAUCCGUGGUCCGGAUUUAGAAGGCGAUUGGGCAGGAUCUGGCCCCCGGGCCUUAGUUUGCCUACCUAUACCCUAUAUGCCUCCCCAUGUUUGAUAGGUUAAAGCACAGAGAUCCUCAUGUGUAGACACCUUCUGGCAGCCUACUUUGAUGGACCAGGCUCUGUCAAUUUGAGCAAAGGGGUUCAAAGAAUGCUGGAUCAGGACCUCUUGGUUUCUCCUUUCUUACAUCUCCUCCCACUUCUGUGAGGCAGCAGUGAAGGGGGAAAUCCUGGGAAGAACCUAUUCUCUGGUGGGGGAGCAACGUAUCCUGCCAACAUACCUUUUAAAAAAGAGAAGGAGAGAUGGAAUGGUCUGAAAGCCCUUCCUGAUUUUAGGGGCAACAAAGAGAGAAGAAAUCCCAAGCGAGAGGGGAACCAAUGAAGCAUUCUUCUUUUCCACUUCUCCAUCUCAAUACACCACUAAUUUUCCCUCCCCACAGAUAUUAGGGGUGAUGGAAGUGGUCUUCAGUUUCUACCAGGUGGCUUAAGUAUGAGAGGGAAUAGAGGAGCCCCUAUCUUAAGUCUCCCAUGAAAAGGUAGACUUACAUGCAUUGGGUAUAAAAUGCACAGCUGGAACCAGGGAGCAGCACAUCUUGCUUAUUCUUCUUUCCUGUGGGAAGGAAAGGGCAGUAGUACCAGCAUACAGGAAGCUAGGCUUGACCUGGAUAUCCUUUAUAUUUUAUUUUGUUGCUGGGCAACAGCACCCCCUGCUGGACCAGGAGAAGUCAAUGAGCUGAACCACCCCAUCUCUUCCUCCUUGAUUCCUGACCCCCAGUCUGUUAUACCGUUCCUUCUUCCAACUGUCUCAUUCCCUCUGCCCUACAGUUUGAGAACGGCUAAUCUAGCCUGUGGAUGCUGAGCUCUGUCACCUUCUGUCAGUGUCCACAUAACAUUCAUGUUGUGGUUGUGGUUGUUUAGUUGAUUAGUUGUGUCCGACUCUGCAUGUCUCCAUGGACCAGAGCACGCCAGGCACUCCUGUCUUCCACUGCCUCCUGGAGUUUUGUCAAACUCACGUUGGUUGCUUUUGUAACACUAUCCAGCCAUCUUGUCCUCUGUCGUCCCCUUCUCCUUGUGCCCUCCAUCUUUCCCAACAUCAGGGUUUUAUCCAGGGAGUCUUCUCUUCUCAUGAGGUGGCCAAAGUAUUGGAGCCUCAGCUUCAGGAUCUGUCCUUCCAGUGAGCACUCAGGGUUGAUUUCCUUCAGAAUGGAUAGGUUUGAUCUUUUUGCAGUCCAUAGGACUCUCAAGAGUCUCCUCCAGCACCAUAAUUCAAAAGCAUCAAUUCUUCAGCGAUCAGCCUUUGUGGUAACAAUCAUGUUGCCAGAUCCCAAAACAAUAGAGUUUAUGAACCGUGUGCAAAAAGCAAUAGAUGCUCUUCAGUGAAUUAUUUUUUUGAAUCCCAAUAAUUCAUGUAACCCAUGACUCACUCCUUUUACUCUAGCAGGAUGCGUUAGAGGAAAAGUGAUGCUAUUCUUGUUGGCUUAUAGGAAGAAGAAAAAUUCAAAAUCUCUGCAUUUAGGGCAAUACCUUUAUUAGGCCAAACUGUUAUAAAAUAGCGUGCAAGCUUGCAAGUCCGGCAUUCUUCAUUGAGCUAGAUCAGGGGUCUGCAACCCGCGGCUCUGGAGCCGCAUGUGGCUCUUUUACACCUUUGCCGCGGCUCCGGGGCGGAUACUAGCGAGGGGAGGAGGUGCAUUGUGCGCCCUGACACUCCCCACUGUGGCGGGCGCUGUACUGGCUGUGACGUCGCAUGGGGGCGGUGCGUGUGUUAGUCACGCACCGUCCCGACGUCACCUUCCCGCCCGCCCGCUACAUUGUAAGGGGCAUGUACGCUGGUCACUGUUUUGAAGGGGAGUGAAGAACACACACACACAAAAAGGUAACUUGUUAAUUUAACAUUUAUUUCUAUGAGGAGGAGUAAUUCUGAGGGGUCAAACAAAGAAAUAAUAAAAAAGUGACAAAAAAGUUAUUUUUAUAAUAACGAGUUUUGCGGCUCCCAGGUUUUUUUCCUUCGGAAACGGGUCCAUGUGGCUCUUUUUGUCUUAAAGGUUGCAGACCCCUGGGCUAGAUGGUAAAGAAGGGAGAGGGAAAAUAGUUAGCUGCUAAUAAAGCUGAUACUAUACCUUGUCUCAAAGUGGAGUGUGAGGGAAGGCUCUGUGCAGAUUUCACAUUUUUGCCUGUUUGCCUGCAGAGAUGCAAACUCACAGCUUUACCACCAGCCAAAUCUCUCUCUCCGCCCCUCUGAUUUUCUCUCCCACCCACCACUUACCUUCUAACAUAGCCUUUGCUAACUUGCUGCCCUCCAUAAUUUUAGGCCAUAACUCCCAUCAGCACUGAAGGGAGUCGUAGUCCAAAUUGAUGAUGGCAGAUCUAGACUGAUGAUUCCUGCAGUGCUUGGACGUUUUGUGACAUUUUACUUGGCCUAUUGAAAGUGUAGCUCCUGUAUGGAUUUUAGAAUGAUACGUUAGGUUACCUCCUAGCUGAAAACCUAAAGUGUGUAUUUUCUCAUCAAAUUUAUAAUCGUGUUACUAUCCAUCUUCUGGAUAGUAGACACUAUCGAACACACAAAUAGGCAUUGCACACGCGCCCCCCGUUGUUGUUGUUGUUGUCAUUUUUAUGGAUUGUCUUUCAUUCUCCCCCAGCCCCCCAAUUUAUUAAUGGGAAAAUCUACUGAUGCGUUAAUGCCUUAUUUGCAUAAAUUUGAACCAUGCCUUUUGAUUAUUCAUAUUCGUUAAGGUUUUUUCCUUCGACAACAGUCUUUACUGAUGUCAACAAAUGUCCACAUUUCAUCUUUCAAUGAAGUUCUGUAGUUUUGUUGGAUUCAGCUUACUUUUCUUUGAGUUUUGAUACUCUCAAUAUAUUACUGUGGGUUGGAUCCAGAGAUAGCCAAGAAGAUCACCUUUCAUGCAGUGGGGCUUUCUCGAGUCUUCUGUCCAAUUGCCAUUCCCACUUGUCGAGGGAGUGCUGGAAGCCGCAAUUGGGAGAGUGCUCCUGUGCUUGAGUCCUGUUUGCUAGUUUUCCACAGGGAUCUAGUUGGUCACUGUGAGAACAGGAUAGACCAUUGGCCUGAUCCAGCAAGCUAGUCUUCCAUUCUUAAGACCAGGUUUCCUCAAACUCGGCCCUCCAGAUGUUUUGGGCCUACAACUCCCUUGAUCCCUAGCUAGCAGGUCAGGGAUGAUGGGAAUUGUAGUUCCAAAACAUCUGGAGGGCCGAGUUUGAGGAAGCCUGCUUAAGACCCUCUGGAAUGUGAUAAAAUUGGGAGAGAGCCAGAGUUGCCUUGCACCAAGUGGCAGUGUCUCAAAAAAUAUCCAGAUUUGAGCCAAUACAAUCACAUCUAAAUUCCGUAUUGUUUUGCAAAAUGCCCUUCACUUUGUUUUUGCUGCCCCUGCCCUCCCAGUAUCUAUUCAGCUGCUCAUUGAAUACAGUUCGCUGUUUUGCAAAUUCCUGGCAUUUUUGGAAAUUUCCAGAUUUAAAAAAAAAAACUUAUUUUGAAUCUACUGUUCCCUCUUUCUGAAGGGAUGACGAUGAUAUCAAUGAUGUCGCAUCGAUGGCAGGAGUUAAUCUAUCAGAAGAGAGCGCACGUAUAUUGGCCACGAAUUCUGAGUUGGUGGGCACAUUAACAAGGUCGUGUAAAGACGAAACCUUUCUUCUCCCGGCACCUUUGCAAAGAAGGAUACUCGAAAUAGGUGAGUUGCUGUGAAUCUCGGCAGCAUAAUGGCCUGAUUGGUGAUACGAAGCGACUCCAUCCUUUUAUGGUUCCACGUGAUGAUGUUACUGGUCCAGCAGUGGCGGCCCAUAUUGAGCACAGCUUAGAUGUGACACACAGAUUCAUUCUAUUAAGCAAAAGUGGAUAGAGAAUGAGGGGUGGAUGGGACAAAGGCAACAGUUGUCUAUGUGCUAUCUUUAAAGGCCACUGAGAGCCAUCUGCAUUAGGUACAGUGAUUCGGAGACUCUUUUUAUAUAGUAGCUUUAAAAAUAUUCCCAUGUUUUACACGCCAGAAAAGUAGCUUCUGUGUUUCAGACAUCCUGUUUUUUUUAAAAAAACAUGGACAACCUGGUUUCAAGCUAUCAGGAACCCAAAUUGGCUACAGCUUCCCUGUGGAGGAUAUCAAUAUGGGAUAACAUGUAUUUUACUGCUGCAACUUUGUGACUUGCCCUGUACAGAACAAUUGCACCUAACAGGCAGCAAAGCAGAAUGAAUUUGUGCACACAAGUACACACACACACACACACACACACACACACACACACACCAUUUCCAUUAGGUGUUAUGUCAUAGCUGUGUAUCAAUCAUCAGCUAAGCAUAAUUAUCAGGCUUCUAUAGCAGGCUACCAAGUGUUCCUUCCGUCUUAUUGCCUGUUGUAAACAACUUCUCAAACUUGGAGAAAUAGAUUGUAAAGCAGUGAUUAGAGUUGUAGGCUUGGGCCUAGGAGAUCUAGGAUUAAAUUGCUGCAUAGCCUUUGAAAAAAAUGUGUAAGCUGCCUCGAGUCCUGUCAGGGAAAAAGGCGGGGUAUAAAUAUAAUACUAAUAAAUAAUAUUUGGUUAGGUCAGUCGCUAGAUAUUUGCCAUCUUUAAAAUGAGGGUCAUAGUGUCCUUCCUCACACACUUCUUUUCCAAAAAGCAGCACAGUGAGAUUCAUGAAGUCCAUUGCAAAUAAAAGGAAAUGAAAUGAAACUAAUUAAUAUCACUGUUAAGUAGUACACAUACUUCAAUAGGUGCACAAUCCACUUGGUUAGGAAACCCAAAAACAUUAGCUGUGUUGGUGCCAAGUACUGUAGUAAAUUGCUGAGCUUUGUUUGAGAAAAGCAGCUGCGUGGGACUCUUGGGUGGUAAGUCACAUUAUGUGAAUUGUUUUGGGGGGCUUUUUGUGCAUGCAUAGCCAUCGCUUUGGGGGCUGCAGUAUCAGGUGGUGUUAAGUAGGUAGGAAAGGGCCAUCAUAGGUCAGACAUCAUGGGUAGAACUUUUGAAUCACCAUAAACUCAGUGCUUUCCAGUAGAGUCGUUUCACACAUUCAGUGGCAAGUCAACCAACAAGAAACCAAGUAAUGUGAUUCUUUACAUGAACUCGGCUCUGAAUCGGCAAUGGCUGCUUAGGUUUCUUACUGAAUGCCUUUGCUUUUGUUGGAAACACAGGUAAGAAGCAUGGAAUAACGGAAAUCCACCCCGAUGUAGUUAGCUACGUAUCGCACGCAACGCAACAAAGGCUACAAAACCUGGUUGAGAAGGUAUCGGAGACUGCCCAGCAAAAGAAUAUGUCUUACAAGGUAAAUAGUCUUACUGACAGUGAGAAGGUUUGGCAACUUGGAUUCUUUUGAGCUCUGGUUUAAUGAGCUCAGACGCAAUCCCAGGAAUUCUGUUUCUAGCCCGUGAUUUACAGCUUUUGUAAUAAAUUAUUAUUAUUAUUAUUAUUAUUAUUAUUAUUAUUAUUAUUAUUAAUACCCCGCCCAUCUGGCUGGGCUUUCCCAGCCACUCUGGGCGGCUUCCAAAAAAAUAUUAAAAUACUAUAAUAUAUCACACAUUAAAAGCUUCCCUAAACAGCCUUCCUAGCAGCAGAGAACCUCAUUGUGGCGAACAAAAGCAAUCCAGGCCUGAAGAAAUCAAGUGUGUCUUGUAGACACGGUCUUUGCUGUGACAAUGGAGGCAUUAUGGGAAUAAAGCAACAACGGGAAUGUUUUUCCUCUUUAAUAACUAUGCCAGGGCUACUUCUUGGGACAUAAAACACUGUUGCAUGGAUGGGGGAAAAAAAGGAAAAGUUACUUUGGGUUAUUGAAACCUGCUAUCAAGUUAAAUUCUUAAAUUUCUUUUAAAGUCUGCAUGCCUUUCAUUAAAUAGAUAAAUAAAUGGGCAGAUUUAAGCAAUCGUUGGCUAGGUUUAGCUCCCGUUUGGUCCUUUUUGUUGCAAAUUUUUGCACUUUGAAAUGAAAUCAAUGGAGGUGCUGUCAGGUAUGAUGACAAAUCAGAUAUAUUUAUCCACUGCAUUAAGAAGAGGGCAGUGCAGGGUGGAUAAAAUUGGGAGAGGGUGGUGAUGAUUCUGAAUUUUCUCCUAAAGUUUAUAUUUAUGUACACACCCUGGUUUAAUCCUGGCUUGAGGGCAAACCAUAGUUUGAUAUAUUCUGCUGAAAUAGCAAAUGAGAAGUGGAGGCUUCUAAUCUCCUCCCCUCACAUACAAAGGAAGCAAGAAGGAUAGGAGGGAAUACACAAGCCUCACAACCUCGUAAUGAAAAGCCAUGCUUUGUCAUUCUGGGUGAAGUGAAUCUCUAAGGGAUUUCUUUCUCACUGGCCAGCCAAAUGACAGAUUUUGUGUAAAACCUCCCAUUGAUGGGUGUUCUUUUGGCAGCUGUGUUACCUUCAGCUCCCUCCCUCCCAAUUCUCACAGUUCCCUGAGUUGCAGGUGUAUAACAUGGUGCCGUUUUCAAAGUUUCAUUAACUAUGAACUGUUAUAGUCUAAGAGGGAAUAGAAUGGGUGUGUUGUUUGGGGUGGCAAUUUUUAAAUUUGCUUUAUUUCUAUACCCAAAAUUGCCUGGUUAAUAUUGCCUCCUGUAGUCCUGCCCUCCCCUCUAUUCCCUGCCCCCACUCCCUAAUACUGCAUGACGCUGAAUGGUGGAACUUAUUGCUGCUGGAAUUACUCCAUGGAAAGGACUUAGGGCAAAUACAAAUAUAAAAAGCUAUUGGCAGAGAAGGUCAAAAUUGGACUUACUUAUGGUUAGAGUAUCUCUAAACUUAAUUUGGCUCAACACUGGACUGGACAGGAGAUUAGGGAAUGGUUGUCUUGAUAUUUUGUGCCAUUACAUGCUUUCUCAAAAUCCACCUCCAGCCAUUAUCAGACACAAAAUAGAGGAACUGAUGAACCAUUAGCCUGAUCUACUGGCUGUCCUAUUUUUUCCGCCUUAGACCAAGCUCUGGAAAUGAAAUUGUGUAAUAUAUUAAAAGAAGGAUAGGUUUCAGAUAUUCUUGAGUUGAUUUGACAGGUUUCCAUGACCUAAAGAACUGGGCUUUUAGGGGAAAAGAAUCUUUUUGAAAAAGGAAGCUGAAAAUAUUACUUGAAUGUUAAUAGACCCUGAUGAGAUCAUAGAAAAGAUUGUUGAAUUAAAAAAACAAAACAACACGUUUUUAGCCAGCUGUAUGAGUUUAAAGAUUAACUUGCUGUUUGAAGAAGAUUAAGUGAACAUAUUGAGCUUGUGUGUGUGUGUGUGUGUGUGUGUGUGUAUACUCUCGUUUAGCUGUGCAGUACAAUUGCACCCCCCCCCAUUUUUUCCUAAUGAAAACCAUUUCCCCACAUUUUUUAGGAUGAUGAAAGAUACGAACAAGCAAGUGAUGUUCGGGCGCAGCUCAAAUUCUUUGAACAACUUGAUCAAAUAGAAAAACAGCGGAAAGAUGAACAAGAAAGGGAAAUUCUAAUGCGCGCAGCAAAGGCAAGUGCUUUGUUGUUGUUUUUCACCCCUAAUAGAUUGACAAGUGUUGCAUUUGACGUUGAAAGAGCCGCGGUUCUUUUGUUCUCCUGGCUGUGAAAUGAGACGGGAGGCUCUUCUCCUAACCCUAAAUGCCACACAGUGUGAUGCUGCUCUUUUGCAUGCUGUCUUUAGUCCAGAACCACAAAAGGACUGUAUGUCGAGCUUCAGCCACACAGUGCCCCCCCACCUUUUUGGGGGGAGGGUGUGUUGCUGUCCAUCAUCACCCUGAAGCCACUCCCAGCAAUUUUGGAAAUCGCCCCCAGCAGCACUCUGGUAGAGCAUGAGGCUCUUAAUCUCAUGGAUUCGAGCCCCAUAUUACAAAAAAGAUUCCUCCUGCAUUGCAGGGGGUUGGACAGGGUCCCUUCCAACUCUGCGAUUCUGUGAAAACAGCUGGGGGAUUCUGGUGUGGAUGGGAAUACUUCCUCAGGUCUAAGCAGGCUCCUUGGAUCCCAGCCUAUAACUGUAACCCGGAAACUGAAGUGGAAAACACUUUGUACUCCCUUGAACGGGGAGAUUGAAUCGAAUAACAUUUUGCACUCUCAAUGAUGGCUCAAAGAGAAGCAAAAUGCCCUGUGCAAAUGCGUUUUGUAAAACCAGGCACAAAAGGGGUAGCGUGGAACCUCCUGCUUUCUCCUUAUGGAGGCGCAAAUCCAGUGAGAGCUUUGCUGCUUAUUUUGAAUCUGGACUCAGCCACAAAACUCCCUGGGUGACUCUAGGCCAGUCACAGUGGGUGAUACCCAGCACUGUGUUAGUAGAGUUCCACUUGCACCGUGCAACUUGUCCUCUCCUUUCCCUGCGCUGCCCCCCAGAUUGUCCUGCAGCCCCCAGGAACAGAUUUUGUGGGUGGUGCAGGGCCUGCAGAGGAAGAGAAAAUUCCAUUGCACAACUGGAAAUUUUACGCAUGUUUCUCAGCCCACAGGGUUGUGAGGAUAAUCAAUAAUAAUAAUAUUUUCCCCAGCCGCUCUGGGUAGCUCCCAACAGAAUACUAAAAAUAUGAUAAAACAUCAAACAUUAAAAACUUCCCUAAACAGGGCUGCAUUCAGAUGUCUUCUAAAAGUUCGUUGUUUAUUUCCUUGACAUCUGAUGAGAGGGCAUUCUACAGGGCGGGCGCCACUACCAAGAACGCCCUCUGCCUCAUACCCUGUAACCUCACUUCUCACAGUGAGGGAACCACCAGAAGGCCAUCGGAGCUGGACCUCAGUGUCCAGGCUGAAUGAUGGGGGUGGAGACGCUCCUUCAGCGGAUAACCCCUGUAUGCCACUCUCGGAUCCUUCACAGAAGAGCCAAGAUACAAGUGUGAAAAAUAAGUAACUGCUAGACUUCAUUGCUGUGUAUAAUGGAGAGCCCAGCAGCCUGUCUCAUACCGAAAGCGUGAGACCCAUUGAGUUCCGCAGUUUGCUAGGAGAUCAGAAUACCUAUAUUAGGUUCAUUGGAUCUGAAGUCAUCCGGACACCAGAAAUCACCAAGGAAUUAUCAAGAGGAAGGGGAAAACCCUCCAUUCAGACUCCUUUCUUUCUUAAAUAGAACUAUGCCAGAGCUUGAGGUAGGUGCCUGGGUAUUUGGCUGGAUCCAGUCUGUUUCUUCUUCACUCUCCCAGCCACCAGGGUGGUAGCUCAUCAUGUUAAAUUUGAAAAUCUGAGCAUGUGCUAGUCUUGGACUAGGACCUAGGAGACCAGGGUUCAAAUUCCCACUUGGGCAUGAAGCUCCGUGAGUGGAAUUGGGCCAGUCAGUGCCUAUAAUCCUCAGCUUUCUCACCUUCCACACAGGGUCGUUGUGGAGAAUAAAUGGGGGGGGGGGGGACCAUGCGUACCACCUUGGGCUCCUUGGAGGAUUAAGUGCAAGAUAAAUGCAAUAACUAAUAACUCAUUAGUCUUAUGUUUGGAAUAUAGUUAAAAUACAAAACAUAUGUUAUAGCCAAGAACACAUUUUUAAAAUGUCUCUGAUUUAUUCUCUUUUUUUCCCCUUACUUUGUCUCCCCUCUCCUUCUCCCUGCUGCCACUUUGAAAUUCUUCAUCAACACAGUCUCGAUCUAGACAAGAAGACCCCGAGCAGCUUAGGUUGAAACAGAAAGCCAAGGAGGUAUGUUUUUUUCCCAAACCGCCUGUCGUAUUUAUCAUCUCAGUGCUGCAUUUGUUACAUUUUCACCUGCGUAAUAAUGACUGCGUUCCAAAACAAGCAUAGGAGAGAGUAAAAACAUAAAGGAAAAUGGUGACUUUUUCUCUUUUGCCAAACACAGAUGCAGCAACAGGAACUAGCACAAAUGAGACAGAGGGAUGCCAACUUGACUGCCUUGGCUGCAAUAGGACCCAGAAAGAAGAGGAAAGUGGAUUCCCCGGGCUCUGGAUCAGGGACAGAGGUACAAGACUACAACUCUGUUUGUACAUCAUUGGAUCCUAGACUUCUGAUGGCUCUGGUACAGCUUCAAACUAAACUGAAAUUGGAAGCACAUUUCACUCUUGCCCAACACAGAUUUUCUUGUUGCGGGUGUGAGAGUUAGAAUUAGCCACCCCAAGUUUAACAAAGUGUGUACCACCUAUGCAAGUUGCAAGUCUCAUUGCUGGUACACUUUCCUGCACCACUGCUGCACAUCAUUUAAUUACCCUUGAGUGCCUUAUGCUAUAUAUCUUAAAUUUCUUUAAACCUAUCUGCCAUGUUCUUUCUUACAACUGUGUAAGUUCUGACAGGCAUAAUAUUUUAAGAGGCUUUACUGUUAAGUUUAUCUCAAUGUCUUUGGACUGAUAAUUUCAAGAUGUGUUGGAGCAGAUUCUUCAUCUGUCUUUUCUUAGUGGUGCAGAAUGUGCAAAAAAUAAUAAUCUUUCUUGAUGUGAAACAGGAUAUAAAGUUGGCAUUUUGUGUAUGAGAUGUAACCUCUGGAAUGCUUCAUAAUGGUUGUAGUUCCCUUAAACAAAGGGUUGGAGCCUCAAUAUAUCCGAUCUGCAAUUCCAGAUGCCUCACAGAAAACCUUUAUUAAUAUAAAAGCAGAUAUCUCUGCCAAUUUGUUUUCUUUAUUGCUGUAGCAGCAGUGGAAGAAAAUGGGCUUUGAAGUUCAUCUUCUUCUGCAUAGCUCUUGACAAAAAUGAUUUUCAUGUUGCAGGCUUUCCUGCGAAUAGCAAUUUGGAUAACACUCAUUGAAACAAGUUUCCAUUUUCUCUUCUAACAGAGGCUUUAAUUAGAGGCAGAAAUUGAGCAGAUGCACUCUUCUAGUUCUGUAGUGUGUAUUAGUGGAACCUGUUGAAUUCCUGCCUGGGGCAGAGCGACAGUUGCACAGUACUAGACAGUAGUAGACGGGGUGAGCUCCCGUUGCUCGGUCCCUGCUCCUGCCAACCUAGCAGUUCGAAGGCACGUCAAAGUGCAACUAGAUAAAUAGGUACCGCUCCGGCAGGAAGGUAAACGGCGUUUCCAUACACUGCUCUGGUUCGCCAGAAGUGGCUUAGUCAUGCUGGCCACAUGACCCGGAAGCUGUACGCCGGCUCCCUCAACAAAUAAAGCGAGAUGAGUGCCGCAACCCCAGAGUCGUCCGCGACUGGACCUAAUGGUCAGGGGUCCCUUUACCUUUACCCCAAAGGCCAACAAAAUUUAUUUUGGCACAUGGGGUAGAAAAUCCCAUAAGCAGCUCUUUCCCCUCCCUGCUGUAAAAUAUACAACAGCAAUGAAUUAACUAAAUUGUUGCCCCAAAUCAGCUGCUUGAGGUAGUAGUCUCACUUUUUUUUUUACAGUAGGACUGGCCCUGGUUGAAGGCACAAAAUGAAAGUGCAGAAGCUGAUAAGCCUAUCUAGAAAUAUCUCUGCAAAAUUCCCCCUUUCUAGAAGCUGCAAGUUUCUCUGGCGUGUCUUUAUAUUGUUACUAGUAAAUAUUUUAUAAAUCUUACAUAGCUUUUAUAAAUCUGAAAAGCAUUUACAUAGGUUUUAUAAAUCCAUUUGAGUCCAAACACCCAUAUCUAAAAGGGCACUGCAGUGAAUUCCAUGGGACUGUUGUCUGUGAAGUCCUGGGGAGAAGGGAAUUGAGUUAAAUCAAGCUCAAAGCUUACUUAAUUUAAAAAACUUAAGUUGCGUUCUCAGCAGUAGUAGCACGUAGAAAGAUGUGGAAAAAUAGGGAAUGCAAUAAAAUUAUCAUUACUCAAACUUGGAGCAGUGAUCCAAAAUAGCAUUCAUUGUGUCUAAGUCCAUUAGGUGUGCUGAGCAAAUUUAGAAGUAAGCUGUGUUCAGUUGGGCUUACUUCCUAGUUAAGUCAUUUUAGGAUCGGAGUCUAAAACAACUUACUUCCAAACCUUACCAUUAAACUUGCUCUCAAACCCUAUCAGUCAGAAUAAUAAUAAUUAUUAUUAUUACUAUUACUACUACAAUUUAUAUACCACCCUUUAGCCAAAGAUCCCAGGGCGGUGCACAACAUUAAGAACAUAAUUUAUGCAGCAUAAUAAAAAACAGAAUACCCAGCAUAAUAAUAAAACAAUCGUGAUAACUGCCCCCCCCAAUAUACAUUUAACAGACCAUAGAUUAUUUAAUUGCCAAAGGCCUGGGUAAAGAAUAAUGUUUAGUUUUUAUUGAGCAAUAGCACCUACUCCCUGAUUAGAGGUGCAGAAGUGAUCUUCUUUUCUAGUUCGUUCAGGAUCAGGGUUUCUGCCUACCAUUAAAGAGAAGGACUUCAACAUACCCAUUGCGUCAUUUUGGAAGUUUGUGUCCAGCUGCUCCAUGCUGUAGGCCACGUUCCAGUGGUGGGUGGUGCCAGGGGCAAAAAUGGGUGGAGCAAUGGGUGUGAAGCUUGCUUUCUCCUGUACAGUAUAAAUGGGAGAUUAAUGUUCACACAUCUCUUCGUUUGGGCAAGCAAGAGUCUUAGCACAGUGCCAGCCAGGCAAAAGCAGCCGAGGACCCGGAGCAGGAUUGUUUGGGGGAGGGAGCAUGGCUUAGGAAGAGUCUCAAAGGCCAGUCAGAGAUUUCUGGAGGGUGCCUUUGGACCCUGGACCGGAGGUUCCCCAAUACCUGAGUAUAGCAUUGGUCCCCCAAGUACAUUGUAUCACGAAGCCCUAACACAAUUGUUCCUCUCCAGGGGCAGGUCACUGCUAAGUGGACCAACAUUGCUGUGUCUGAAAGCAGUUUCAUUUAGUUCCUACAUACAGUGGUACCUCGGGUUAAGUACUUAAUUCGUUCUGGAGGUCCGUUCUUAACCUGAAACUGUUCUUAACCUAAAGCACCACUUUAGCUAAUGGGGCCUCCUGCUGCUGCCGCGCCGCCGGAGCACGAUUUCUGUUCUCAUCCUGAAGCAAAGUUCUUAACCCGAGGUACUAUUUCUGGGUUAGCGGAGUCUGUAACCUGAAGCGUAUGUAACCUGAGGUACCACUGUAUUUAUCCAAGGUAGAUUUAAAAUACUAUGCGGGCUAUUAGGAUCACACACACACAAACCUUCAGGCAUACAGUGGAACCUCGUGUUACGCACCGUCCUCCUUGCGAACGCUUUGGGUUACGAGCUCCGCUAACCCGGAAGUAGAUGCUCCAGGUUGCGAACUUUGCCCCGGGAUGCGAGCGGAAGUCACGUGCUGGCAGCACGGCAGCAGUGGGAGGUGCUAUUAGCAAAAGCGUGCCUCAUGUUGCAAGCGGUUUCGGCUUAAAAAUGGACCUCUGGAACGAAUUAAGUCCGUAACCGGAGGUACUACAGUGUACAUGAACAUUUAACUUCUUAUGUCCUUCAGUAUAUGGAAUCUGCUUUUCAUUCGUUAGAAAUUCUUCUUUGCAUAUCAGCAAACUGUGAUCAAUUUAGUUACCUUAGUUCAAUCUGUUACGGGAUAGCCAAAUGUCCUAAAUCAAAGCUUUUGUUUGCUUAAUUAAGAACCAGCUGCUUUGGAUCUAAUUGACUCGCAGCUGUGCAGCUGCUGCUGCUGCUGCAGUUGACAUUUUUAAACUGAGCUCCCCUUGUCUCUCUCUUGGUGCAUGCACACAUUGUGGGGGCGUUUUUCUUGCAGUUAAAACAGUAUUACCAAAACUGGUUCCGAUCAGACUAGCGUGCUGAUAUCCAAGGAAUGUCGGACCUUAAUAAGUCACCUGUAAGCAAAGCAAAAAAAGGAAAAGGGGGGAAAAAGCCAAGAAAAUAUAAUUGCACAAUUAGCUUGCGGAUAGGAUGUUCAAUAUCCGAGAUGAUGUCAAAAGCCCAGGUUUUACCUGGACAAAUUAAUUUGUUGCUCUAAUUGUGCAAAUUCAGCUGUUUGAGCAUUUCUGGGAAGCUUAAAAAUGUAUUGUGACAAGAUUGCCUGAUUAGCUUAAAGGCUCGCAUAAUAUGCCUCAUGGCAUUCUUGGCCAUGACCCAGUUUGACCCCACGAGUGACUAAGGGGUUCUUACGCUAUUCCUCCUCUCUGCCUCUCUUCACCACACACUCCCUAGAUUUAUUGAGAGGAGCUUUCGAACAGGAUGCUUCGUCUGCAUAGUUUUAGCUCAUACGUGAGGAGGCAGCCCUUGAGUUGGUAUUUGGGCAGAUAUAUGCAAUGUUUCUCAAGGCUUUUGAGCUUCGUUUCUGUUUUUAAGCACGUUACUUUUUGGAAGGGGGUGUUCCUGUCUAAAGCAAGGGGCUUGGAGUGAAGAAUUUGGCAGGGAUAGAUUUGAGGUAUGUGAGCCUUUGGUCCCACUGUUAGACGAGGCUGCACACUGAAGAAGGAGGGGGCAGAUGGAUCAUGAUCCUGGGGGCUGGAGUGGGGCACUACAGUGUAUCAGGAAAGGAAGGGCUGAGAAUCAAGAAGGUCAAAGAGUGGGAGGACAGUACCACUGUGCACUAAAAAAAAAUCCCAAUAUUUUUCUCAAAUAUGACCCUGCUAAGGCAAAUAAUACUAAACUGCAGCUGCUCAGUUUGUGCAAACUGCAACUUCAACUUGUACACCAAUUAGCAGUCUUUCCAGGUGGUAUAUCUCCCUUGGUUCUUCUUCUUUUUUUUAAUAUAGAAAAAUCAGAGCAGAGACAAAUUCUCUGGUCUAUAUAUGCCACCUGCUGGUCUCAGCUCAUUACUGCCUCUCCACAUGCAUUCCAAGACAAUGAGGAGAUGCUGCAAAACCUCCUGUCUCUUCUGAUGCGAUAACUCACUCCUAUUAUAUGUUUUUGUUAAGUUGACUUGCCUUUUAGUAAUUAUUUUACAAAACAAAAGCUAUGUGCUGCUUCUGUAGUCUUAAUCUGCAGAUGAAGGGCGGUAUGCAAAUUCAAUAAAUAACAACAACUACUACAACAACAACUACAACUACAGCAAGAACACAAUAUGAGAAGUGAUGUAAUCUUAGUAUAUGACUUCCAAAACUGUGCCAUUAUAGCCCCAGCUGUUCCUUUCACCCCUUUUAAAAAAUACAGAGCUUUUGCUAAAUAGUAUACUGUUAAACAAAUUCGCCCUCAGUCAUCGAUAGUUAUGUUUAUUGCGGGUUGGAGCAGUUGCUCCUGCCUGACAUUUACCGUAUUUUUCUGUGUAUAAGAUGCCCCCAUGCGUCACAAAAGCCAAAAAGCAUCUGCUCCGCAGCCAGCAAGCGCACGCACAAUUCCGCAGCAUAAGCCAAGUCACAGCAGCCCUUGCCGCAGCCACCAAUCACCCACCCAGUCGCCGCUGUCAAUCUUCUGCUCACGGCUGCAACCAAUCGCCUGUCUCCCUCUUUGCACUACUCAUGUAUAAGACGAGCCCCGAUUUUGAACAUUAUUUUACAGUAAAAAAGUUUGUCUUAUACACGGAAAAGUACAGUAUUUGCAGAAUGGUCAUGCUCUUAGCCAGAAGGGCUGCGCUCAUAAAAGGCUGUAAACAUGGGGCACCAACUAUUUGAAUAGUUUUUCAUAUCAUAAGCUGGUCACUGAAGCUGGCUGUAAACUACCUAGGUUGGUUGAAAGUGUCCGGUUGGCUGCCCGGGAUGUAUAGAAGCUGAGAUGUGGGUGGAGGCCAGGGACUGAGGGAAUUUUUUGCACCUUCCCCAAACAACUGCUUGUGCCUCAAGCUCGCCUUGUGCUUUGUGGCUUUUACAAGCACAUCUGCGUCGGCUUCGAAUGGGCUGAUAUCUUACAGCACAGGUUCAAUGUCUUGCCACAUCAAUACAUUCAGUUUAUAAUGCCAGUGAUAGCGAUAACCAGAGCUCCCCAGUCUCUGACCCUUAAAUGACUCGGGCACUCAGCUUUUUACUGCCACUGUAAGAUUUGCAAAUCUUGGGCCCGCCACUCCCUAUUGGCGUUUGCUUAGGCCAGCCUUCGCCAACAUGGUAUCCUUGAGAUAUUUUGGACUACAACUCUCAUCAGCCCCAGCUUGAAUAUAGGCCUGACUUCUUUGGAAGCAGAAAGCUGAGACUCUUGCAGCGAGCCAGAUAUCUUCUGUUCUCUUCAAAGACCUCCUUCCUUGGAGGUUUCUAAGCAGAGGUUGAAUUGGCCAUCUCUCAUGGAUGCUUUAGCUGAGGUUCCUGCAUUGUAGGGGGUUGGACUAGAUCAGGCAUAGGCAAACUUGGCCCUCCAGAUGUUUUGGGACUACAACUCCCAUCUUCCCUAGCUAACAGGACCAGCGGUUAGGGAUGAUGGGAGUUGUAGUCCCAAAAUGUCUGGAGGACCGAGUUUGCCUAUGCCUGGACUAGAUGACCAUUGGGUCUCUUCCAACUCUACAGUUCUAUGAUUCUAAGUGCUAUAGAUGCACUCAUAGGUAGGCCUUUGCUGGGUGAUAACAUCAUGAAGCAUUCUCACUAUCGGGGUGGCGGCGAGGGGAAUCAUCCAGUAGUUGCAGGACUCCAUUCCCUGAAGACCCAGAAAUUGUUAUGUGGCCUCAUUUACCUUGUACAUAAUACUACAAAAAUGAAUGUUCAGUGCUCGUUAAAAAGACACCCCAGAGGAUCGAAAAUCACAGAAUGUGCCUUAGUUUUCCUCCAACUCCUGUGUGGAUUCCGUGUUCCCAUGAUGCUUUGGGUGUCUGGGGACAGAAGUCCCCUGGAUAAUGCUGCCCCCAUGAGUGUGUCUUUAUAAUGACUUAUGAAACAGAUGUUGGUCCGCGGAUGCUAAGGCAGACUAGCAUCAUUCUAAGAAUGGUUCAGUUCUAUGCCAGCAGGUAUUUAAUCUGUGCUGUUCAUGUCUUUAGCGUUCUGCAAAAUUGCAUUAGCCUUUUACCUGCUGUCUCUAUUCCCCACUUUAUUUCUGUUUUAAUGGUUUUAAUUAUUUCGCAUCACUCUUUUUAUUGUUACAAGCCACCUUGCACAUCUCUCUUGAUACACAAAGUUCAGGGUAGAAAUUACUCCAGUAAAACAAACAAACAAACAAACAAAUUGACCACUACGCGAGGUGGAAUAAAAGUCCAGAGGUCUUCUAAAAUGUUGAUGGAUGCUCAUGCACACUGGAGCCAGUCUGGUGUAAUAGUAUAGUGUUGUUUGUUUUAGGUAGGGCCAAGCUGAAACCUGUCCAUUUAGGGAGCCUUGAGCCAAGUCAUUUGUAUUACCAUAAAAGUCAUGCAGAGAGUCCUGCGGUCUAAUCACUUUACUGGGUUGUUGUCAGGAUAAGAAAUGAAAGCUACUUUACUGAAAGGGGGCUGCAGAAAUGGCAAGGAACCUAGAAGGCAUUUGCAUAAGAGGCAGCAAACAGGAACUGCAGGUGGGAAGAACUAGCUAUAAUAGCUAACAACAGCAACAUAUUUAUAAGCCACUCAUCUGACUGAGUUGCUCCAGCCACUCUGGGUGGCUUCCAACAAAUUAAACACAGUAAAACAUCAAACGUGAAUAAUAAUAAUAAUAAUAAUUUUUUAAAAUUUAUAUCCUGCCCUCCCCAGCCGAAGCCAGGCUCAGAGCGGCUAACAACAGUAAAAGUAACACAGUUUACAUAAAAUCACAAUCAAUUAAUUGAAAUACAUUCUAAAAUCAAUUCAUUCUAAAAUCAAUUCAGAAUCAAAUUAAUGGCAACCAUUGGGCUAGAGUUCUAUGAGUUAAAAACUCCCCUAUCCAGUCCUUCCUUCAGGUGUCUUCUAAAAGUCAAGGAUUGUUUAUUUCCUUGACAUCUGAUGGGAGGGCAUUCCACAGGGCAGGUGCCACUACCUGUGUGCCUGUAUGUUUCUGAGCACAAUUCAAAGUGUGAUGCUGACCUUUAAAGCCAUAAACAGCCUCAGCCCAGUAUACCUGAAGGAGCGUCUCCACCCCCAUCGUUCAUCUCUGACUUUUAAAAAACAUCUGAAGGCAGCCCUGUUUCGGGAAGUUUUUAAUGUUUGAUGUUUUGUUGCUUUUUUAUAUGUAUUCUGUUUGGAGCCACUCAGAGUGGCUGGGGAAACCUGCCAGAUGGGCGGGGUAUAAAUAAUAAAUAAAUUAUCAUCAUCAUCAUCAUCGUCGUCGUCGUCAUCAUCAUCCCAAGAGGGCCCUCUGCCUGGUUCAUUGUAACUUCACUUCUCUUAGUGAGGGAAUUGCCAGAAGGCUCUCAGAACUUGGACCUCAGGGUAUGGGCUGAACGAUUGGGGUUGGAGAUGCUCCUUCAAGUAUAUAGGGCUGAGGCCAUUUAAGCUUCCCAUUCCUGACAUAGAGGGAACUUUCUAAGAGAUUGUUGUUGUUGUUGUUGUUGUUUAGUCGUGUCUGACUCUUCGUGACCCCAUGGACCACAGCACGCCAGGCACGCCUGUCUUCCACUGCCUCCCGCAGUUUGGUCAAACUCAUGCUGGUAGCUUCGAGAACACUGUCCAACCAUCUCGUCCUCUGUCGUCCCCUUCUCCUUGUGCCCUCAAUCUUUCCCAACAUCAGGGUCUUUUCCAGGGAGUCUCUCUUCUCAUGAGGUGGCCAAAGUAUUGGAGCCUCAGCUUCAGGAUCUGUCCUUCCAGUGAACACUCAGGGCUGAUUUCCUUCAGAAUGGAUCGGUUUGAUCUUCUUGCAGUCCAUGGGAUUCUCAAGAGUCUCCUCCAGCACCAUAAUUCAAAAGCAUCAAUUCUUCAGUGAUUGGCCUUCUUUAUGGUCCAGCUCUCACUUCCUAACAUCACUACUGGAAAAACCAUAGCUUUAACUAUAUGGGCCUUUGUUGGCAAGGUGAUGUCUUUGCUUUUUAAGAUGCUGUCUAGGUUAUUCAGCUAUACUGCUAGCUCAGAGAACUAACCCGUUGCCCUGUUCACACACACUGUAUUCCACACAGCUUCCGCCGCCACCGCCGCCAAUGCUUCUCUGAGGGCUUGGAAAAUAAACUAACUUCUCUUCUUUCUGUUUUCAGGGAUCCAGCACGAGUGUGGCAGUGCCAGGCAGCUCUGGAGUCGGAACAGCCAGGCAGUUUACACGGCAAAGGAUAACGCGGGUGAACCUCAGGGACCUCAUAUUAUGUUUAGAAAAUGAGCGAGAGACAAGCCAUUCACUAUUGCUAUACAAAGCAUUCCUUAAGUAAAAAAAGUGGAGAACAUCAAGGUAUUUUUGGCGGAGAAGACACCUGGGGACACUUUUUUUUAUAUAUAUUUGCAGAUUACGCCUUUUUGUAACGAGCAUAUGGGAUACUGUUUAAAAAAAAACACACCCCAUCAACAAACCAUCACCACCACCACUCUGAGACAACCACCUCUUUACAAGGAACCGUUUUCUAGUCCCAUUUAUUAUAAACUCUUUGGUGUAAGAGAGAGAUCCCUUUCUUUGACAGUAAGGAGACUUGCAAAGGCCUGAGGAGUCGAUAAGAGGACAAUUUAAAGUUUAACUCAUCUCUUUGAUUGAGUGGCCUUCUUGCCAAACAAGCCAUAUUAUAGAGACUGAUGGAACCGUUUAGCAAAUAACCAGCUACUCUGUGUCAGAUCCUGUAGCAAUUUCAACAUUAAUUGUGCAUUUUAGUUCAGUUUUACUUAACGAGAUCGAUUAUAUAGGUAUAUGUCUACAGCAGAUGACCUCAUUUUAUUUUAGCUUUUAAAUGGAGUCAGUUAGCAAAGCGAACUGAUUUUAAUAAAUAUUUAUCUUUUCCUGCCCAAAAUUGUUCAGAUCCUAGAUUACACUUAAUUUUAAGCGUAACCUCAAUUCUUUUAAUCUUGUUAUUAUCGCUUAUUAGAGGCAACCCCCCACUCUGAAGGCCCACAAAGGAGGGUUACUUCUGAAUGUUGUAUCAGCAUCUGUAAAAAUAGAAAAAGAAAAAAAAGAAAUGCAUUUUAUUUGCUAUAGUUUGUAAAGCUGUAAAGUUUAAAACAAAAAAAGGAAAAAGGAAAAAAAGAAAAAACCUUUUCAGCAUAAAUAUAUUUUACUUGCACUGUGUUUUUUAGCGAAAGUGAAAGCUUAGAUUAAAUAAAAAUCAAAGUUGAGAGGAAUCAUCAAAAAAGACAGUUUCUCAGUGUGAAAUCAAGUGUUGAAAAAUGGUUGGUGUAUUUUGUCAGUAAAUGUACAUAAUUUUUGGCACAUAACAUUAAAAAAAAAUGGCUAUGUAAACUAUAAUUAUUUUGCUAAAAGACUGUAUGCAAGCUAUGGGCUUACUUUAAAGACGUCCAGAGCAAAAUUCCCCUCUUUGUACCUAUUUUUUUAUUACAAAUAUACUAAUUGGUUCUUUAUAUUUUCAGAGGUUAUUGUAUUAAAUUGUCUAUUGAUAGUACUUUUAUGACUGUAAAUAUGUCGGCUUUCUUUGUGUGAACUCUCAUGUUAGAUUUUAAGGGCAGGGGCCACCGUGAACACUUUUUGCGCAAAUCCUGUUGAAACGAAGGGAGCUCUGCGACAUGAACUGGCAUUGGGUUUCAAGGGAGCCUUGUGCGAGAAGUGUUUCCGGUGGAUUGCACCUUAACUCUUUUUGUGUGUAAACUGAAUGCUGAUCAGUAUUUUUAUCAAACACCCUACAAACUGUUACACCUUUUUAUUUCGUCUUUUAGGGAAUAAAAAUCCUGUCUUUCCAUUUUAUUUUCAUGUAAAUUUUGCACAGUUC